This is a messenger RNA of Xyrichtys novacula (pearly razorfish), 83523 nucleotides long. The record is from the annotation of a GenBank genome assembly. Lineage: Eukaryota; Metazoa; Chordata; Actinopteri; Labriformes; Labridae.
GUCGCUCGGAGAUGACGUAAGACGUAAGACGUAAGGCGACCAACGGUCCGGGUGAUGGCGCAGUUCGUCCAAAAAUCAGGAUUUUAAAACCCAACACCGGUUUGUGAGGGAAAACAGUGAAACUGGACAAGGUAAGAUACUCUGAAAAUGCCCAGACGACGUUUUCAAACAGUUUUCAGUUCUGUGUUUCUGUUUUAAUUUAGUUUUAGUCAUGUCGUUUCGAAGAAGAAGAAGCAACAAGUGAGAGGACGUUUGAGAUGAGCUAACAGUUAAAGUAGCUUCAGCUUUAAGGUGUUUGUUUUAAUUUUUGCUUCUCUAAUAUUGAAACAUAUAAAGUGUAAAAACACCUAACAUGGCGAAAUGACCUUUUGUCUCUCUGUUUAAGUUAAAAAAACGUAAUUCUGCUUGAAACUAAUGUGACUUUAGACCGAGAUUGACUUACUCAAAUCUGCUUCUGUUUAAUUUUGAGAUCUAGAGUCAUUAAAUUGUGCUUGUUCAAAAGUUUAUACGUUAUUUUCACAGCAUAUUAUUGACAAAAUUAAAAGUUUAACAUAGAAGUUGCAGGCAAGCUGUUUGUGUUAGAAGUGACAAAGUUGUUGAGCUGAAGGUAGGGCUGGUGGAUAUGGGAAAAAGUUUAUCACGAUAUUUUUUUUUCGUAUUAGUCGAUAUCAAUAUAUAUCACGAUAUUAAAAAAAAUAAAUUUAACAGUGUUUAUUGGUAGCAUGUCUUUUGCAGUACAAUAAGCUGCUGCAUCUGUGAGGUCUUUGAGUCUCUUCAACGUUUUGUCGUAAGGUGUUGUGCUAGAGAAAGCCCCAGCUGAAGGUAGCAAAACUCACUCUGUUUCCUUUUCAUAACAGCUUUAUUUUGGGUUUACUGUAUUGAUUUAUUUAGCGGGGUUGAAUGAAGUUCAUGUCAAUAUUAAGUGUGUUCCCCUCAGGAGAUGCCAGAGAAACUAGCCAGAGAGCAGGCUCUGAAACUGGGCUUAACACUGCUGCAGACAGGGGCACUUACACUGAAAUUCAGCCAAACACAAGGAAGCCUAGACCCAAAUAACAACUCUGUGUCUGCGUUUGAUAGUGGAGAUGGGUAGAUCUCCACUAUCAGCUCUGAUGCUGCAAACUCAGCAGACAAAUGGCUAAACACCAGCAGGUUGUACUAUGUAGUUUGCAAUGUCCCUGUCAAAUGAACCAACACACUCCUCCUGAUAUUCGGUCUUUCUGAGAAUCAAAUGCCAAAAUUUAUUGCAUUCAAUAUUUAGAAUUAAGAGCAAGUUUGUUAAAAAUUUAUUGUAAACCAUGCAUGUAAAAUUCAUGUCUUUAUUUGUUGUAUUUACAAGUUUAAAAUAUGAGUAAACAUCUUUGGUAGUUGACUGAAAAGUCUAUUUCUCUCUUAGUUUAUUUCCAAACCAAGUUGAAUAAACCGUUUUUGAUGCACCAUUUAAAUUUCAUCAGUUUUGUGACAUUUCAUCAGCAAUAGAAGCUUCAACACUGAUGCUGAUGCUUUAGUUUACUCAAAAACAAGUUCUGGGCUUUGGUUUGUCCCUGUGAAAAUUAAUAAACACAUGGUCUAAAUCCACAAUCAGUCGUAUCUCUUAGUGUGUCCAGGCAAGUUAAACAGAUGUCAGUCGAGGCUAAAAGAGUUCGAUUGGUGUGAGUUUGUGUGAAUGUUCCGUUCAAAUCAAGAGAAGGAAAGUUUUUCAAUCUUUCUAUUUUUCUCAAAAGUCUCCGUCUUUAAGAACACAGCGAGUGUUUGUCGCUGAAAUCUAUGAAUGUACAAUAUAGUGAAUGUGUGUGCAUAACAUGGCAGUGUGUAAAGGCAGAAUGGAAAUGUGUGUUGUUGAUUAACUCCCUGUCUGUCUCCCUCUCUCUCUCUCACUCAGCCUUGGUGACGGAGAAUAGCCCCAGUGGUUGCCAUGGUGCCCAGCAGCAAUCCAUCUCAAUUCCUGUGCUUAUGUGUACUGAAUGGAAGUAUUAAAAAAACAAGUACUCCGAUGCCAGGGUGAGGUGCUCACCCUCUCCUUAGAAGAGUAAGUGUUUGUCACCCCUGUGUUUGUGUGUGUGUGUGCGUGUGUGUGUGUGUGUGUGUGUGUGUGUGUGUGUGUGUGUGUGUGUGUGUGUGUGUGUGUGUGUGUGUGUGUGCGUGUGACUUGAGUGUGUCCCUCUUCAGGGACAGAACUUCAUUCACUAUUCAUAUCACACACCAUUUACUAACCUCACUUCAAGUUAGAUUCCCUCACUGAUAAUGAGUGUUUCCAUCUCAGUUUGGAGGUCGAAGAGCACAGAUGCACACUUCUCCUGUAACAGAGCAAAUGUAAAGUAGAAGCUAGCUAGCGCUGUGAUGGUUGCAUUUCCAAAACUCUUAUAUUGAAUUUUCAAGGUCAGGUUUUCUACAACUACUUUACAGAGAUCUCCAAAAAGUUGUAAGAGCUUUCAAGUGGCAUAAUUUGUAUGUAGCACGUUUUGUAUUUCACCUCAAUAGUGAGAGGGUUUGGCAGAUUUCAUCUUUUUAUGAGACAGAGGGGCCAAUUUAAAAGGACAGUCUGUCAUUUACCAGCAGCCCCAGCCUGCUGUGUUGUGCUCCUGUUUUUCUGGACUCACUCUCUGUCCAUGUUGGAAACAGAGAGCGAAUUCAAAAAGCCUAUUUCACCUCAUGCAUUUCAGUGCAGCUCAGUACAGUCAUGGAAUUGAUAAGUUAAAUUGUAUGAGAGAUGGAGGUGCCUGUCACGUAGCUUCUAUAGCUGCUAUACAAAUUAAUUAAAGAUAUUCAAAACUAUUAAAAAAUAGACGUCUCAGGGAGAUGGAGAGGAUUUGAUUUGGUUUAAAAGAUGCAGUGAGUAGGAUGAAGAUAUUUAGUGGAGAGAACUUUUGAGAACAUAAAACAGUCUAUGUGACAAAGAUGGUUUCAUCCUCAAUGAACACAAUUAAUUCAGCAGUCUCAACGGAUGAGGUGAUGAUAAUGUUUCUAGAUAUUUCAUCUAGUUCAGGUCCAAGAUACCAAGCCAUGAUUUUUUUGUUGUUUUGCAAACAGGAGCUGGCUAAACAAAGCUACCGUUUCUUAGAUAUAAUGGAGAGUUAGAGCCACAUAAAAAACUAAUUAAAGUCAAUUUCUUACAAAAAAUAGUUUUGGUAAGUUAAUUUUCUCACGAGAAUAAAGUUUCUGUACAGUUAUAGUACGAGAAUAUGAGAUUACAGGCAUAAAAGAUGAGUUGUGUUCCUGUCAGAGGAAAGAAAGAAAUGAUGAGUUUUUGUCACAACACUUCCACAUAGUUGACUCUGAUCAGGAAAAUUAGGGGGAUCUCUAAAAGCAGCACCAACUCAGAAAAUUCAGGCUUCAGUUUUCUGUAAACGGAUGUAACUUUGAGCAAAUAAACCUUCUCUGAUUCACUCAGAUUCAUAUUCUUGUGACGCAUGAUGUCUGCUCCUCCAUUAGUUAGGUUUUUAAGAUCCAAAACUUAUAUAUGUGGACAAAACAACAACAACAACAACAACAACAAUCGACCUCACUGUGCCCUCCUACGAGUUUGUCUCCUCUGAGCUACUGUAGAAAACAUACAAUUGUGAGUCUUCAGCCUAUAAAGUAUAUCACGCUCAGGAUAAAAUAUAAAUAAUUACAUAGUUUUCAAUCUGACCUUUGACCUCUGCAGCGGCUGUUCAUGCAGAGCAAAUAACUCCAUCUGAGGUUUAUUUCUCCUCUCCCAGCUGUGAUUUUCAGAGGUAUUAGCGCAGCCGGAUUAGCAUAUAUUCAGAAUAACCCUGUCUGAGUGUUAAAGAUGUUUGGAGAGAAAUGUAUGGCUUAUUUAAAAAAAAACAAAAACACUAAAUCAUAUACAGUAUGUUUGGGAGAUUUGUGAGCGUUCAGUCUUUCUGAGCGCCUCUGCAGACUGUCUGACAGUACAGUCAUUACAUAAGUUUGCACAUACUCGACAUAGGUGACAGCGGCGGGAUUUAAAGCUUAAUACUGGCAGUUUUAGUGGCUCAGCUUGAUGGGUCUUUCAGCUCUGCGUGCUCAUCAUAUAGCUCUCACAUGACGCUGCUUUUAGAUUCAGUGGGAGAGAGAGAAUCAUUAAGACCUGAAACAGUUGAAGUUGUUUUCUGAUUCUGUUUGAAACUCUUGUUCGAGACUCAUCCUGUGAUGGACUCUUGGGGGAGUAAAAGAAACCCCCUGGAGAGGAUCAGUUGUUCCCUUCAUAUUAUAGAUUGUUAAUCUUGACUCACACAGCUCAAAUGCAGCCUGACGGCCCGCUGUCACUUUGACAAAAGAGGAGCUGUUGUUGUCAUGACUCUGCCGUCACUUGUCAGUCAUCGUCAGCUCAGCCAGGACGUCAAAAAAGCAAGACAGGACUUGAUGCAGGCAGAAAGGUUUAAAGCUGGGAUCUCAAAAAAAAAAACAACCUAAAAUGCAUACACGGCUUCUACUUAUCACUCAUGUUUAACCCUUACCAUUAGUCAGGUGAAUUAGACUUAUGACAAACAUAGUUUACAGUUUUCCUCAUCUGUGCUAACCUCACUUUUGUUGUUCCUUUCAGUCACUGCAGGUCUUGGUGUCCAGCUGAUGCAGCACCGUACAUGCUUACCGGUGAGUACAGUGAAAAACACAAGUCCGUGUAACAAGCAGAUCUGAUUUUUAUUUCAAAAGAUGUAAAAGAACCAGGUGACUUCAUGACUAGUGUUAGUGCAUGAUGAUCUUGUGGCUUUUGGAAGAAUUUAAGACAAACGUCAGAUCCAAAUGAUCAGUUUUUAAAAGGCCAAGAAACUCAAACAUAAUGAGACAGGCGGGUAUCCAUCGAAAUGGUAGAUGAUGAAAAACCAUUAAAAUUCUGACUGUGAUAGUUUUUUUUUAACCCAUUAAGACCUGAACCCUGUCUGAGACACGCCUCUGAAAUCCUGAGGGCAGUUUUGAGAAGGGCCCCCAGAUCCUGAGGUCUUCUGAAGUGUUGAGGUUUACAAAAAAGCUGAUAUCUCGGCCUUUGUAGCAGAUAGAAACAAAAUUCAAGAAGUAUUUGAGAGCUUACACAUGUGGCUUUCAAGUUGACUUUCUUUUAUUUUUCCAAACUUUCAUCACAUUAUUAAAGAACCUUGAACAAACAAACUCAAAUGAAAUAAAGCGGCUGUAUAAAUAAAAGUAAGGGCUCUGCUCUGGAGAAUAACAAAAAAUUUGCUUUCUGUAAAACAAGUGGCAGUCAUGAUAAAGUGUCCAUUCAAUACAAAUGUGAAUAUAAAAAAAUAAAGUGUUGAAAGGGUAUACAGCUGCCCAAGUAUAGUGCCAGUACAAAAGUAGCUCUAAAAACUAAAAAAUAAAUGACAGUGUGUUCAUCUCUGUGCUUACCCAAAGUCAUGCAACACUCACAGAAAACACCGAUAGUGUGAGCCAAAGCACUCAAUAUGAAGAGGUUGUCCACACUCCUCUGAAGCACGUAGCAAGAUCUGAGCAUGAAUCCGAUCGCUUUAUGAAGCUUUAUUAGCCUAUCAGAGGCAGUAUGAUGGCGGUAUGAUGAUGAAAUGAUUCACCACGACUCAAGAAAUGAUUGAAAAACCACAAAAUGUUACGGAAUGACGUACAGGCUUCUCCCGGCUUGGAAGGUUGACAUGUGUACAUGCUGUCCCGGUUUAAAUGGGUUAAAGAGGAAAGGUGUACAACAUUGGGAAAUAGACUUAUUAGUAUAUUUAUUAACAAGUGAAUGAGCACUGGUUAGAAGAAAGAGUGGUUAUUUCGCACAAACAAAUUGUAAGAGUGGACGUUCUUAAUGGUAAAAUAUUUGUAAAUGGAGGAUUGUACUUCUUUAUCACAGGAGCUUCUUGUCCUCUUAGGCCACCAUAGUUUCAUUUAUUAGAGGAGUGAGCAGUGGAGUGUUUCUAUCCACAAUGUAAGUGCUAAAUGUUGCUGUCUCCUCCCAUCUCGACUCACUGUAUUUUUAAAAUGGAGCAGAUUAAAGACAAGAAGAAACACUUCAGCUCUGUUUCAAAGGUCAGCCUGCAUGUUAAUUAAGUAGAGCCCAGGCGUCAACACCCAAAGGUGCUCCCCUUGCUUAUAAAGUUCUUCUUUAUUGCAUUCAAAUAUAGUUUAUCAAACUGUAUUGAUUCUAAAAAUUGUUUGCACACACUCGUGUUUUCAGCUCAUAUAUACAGCAAACCCGCACAAGACCAUUAGUCAGCAAGGAGAGAAUAAAGCCAUGUUGCUCUAUCGCCGGUAUUGACAUCCAAUGGUAUCUUCCUCUCGCACAGAUUCACACACGCUCAUACACACACACAAACACACACACACAUCGACCAGUGUUUCUCAUCCCAGUGGUGUCCAGGAGACUGACCUCUAGAUACCGCUGCUGCAAGUCAAUAUCACUGUCAACUAGGAAAAAAAGCAUCCACUGUCAUGGCAACAGGGGUUCAGGCACCGGGACAUCACAUCAAAAAGAAAAGCAAUGCAAAUUAAGAGAGACACAUAAAAGAUUAACAUGUGUGACAGACAAAAAUAUAGAACUUUACCGAAAGUAUAAAGAAGUUUCAUAUCUAGCAUGACAGGUUAUAGUUUGUAUAGAUGUUUUAAAGUUUGAGCUAAGAUCAAACAAAAGCACUAAUGGUAUUGCUUUAUGUUUAUAAUAUGUUAUAAGCAGUGAGUAUAUAAAGAUAUGGUUUGUGUCAUUACACCUUAAUGUAAAGGAAUAAAUUAUAGUUUUAAAAAUGCAUUUUUGUUUGACACUUACAGCCAAAAAAUGCUGCUUAUAAGUUCUUAUAAAUGUGUUAUAGGAGCAUAUUGUCACUUUACUUAAAGCGCCAUGAGUCAUGCUUCAGUUGUAAAUAUCAACGAGAUGUUUUCAUAGUUGAGAAUUAUGAAGAUUUUAAAAAGAGAGUGAAUGUUUUAUAACCAGUUUAAGUUUUAAUGUGUUACUAAACCCAGAAUUCAAAAGAUGUUGUUUUUUCUUUUGCACUAAGUUAUGACAUUAUAAACUAUAGCUUUCUGAGGCAUAAUGCUCACUGCUUACAACACUUUAUAAACUCUGCAGUAAGCUGUUAUGAAUGCUUAUCUCUUAGAAGGUUUGUUAUAAAACCUCACAGACGCAGCUAUAAGGCUGUGUAAAUAUGCUAAUGUGGAUUAUGAGAGGUAGGUUCAUCGAAAGUGUUACACUCCAACAUUGUGCAUUUUGUCUACAGUGGUAUAAAACAAGCACUUCACGUGGACUUAGUUUGACAGGGCCCACUUUUUGCAUGUAUCAUGUUGUGGCUAAAAUCCCCCCAGUUUUUUUAACUAUGAAGAUUUACACUUUAAUUUGCAAUAAAUGAGGUUCAGAUUCUGUUAUGUAAAGCAGUUUUAUAUAGUGUUUUCGUACAUCGUUUGUGAUGGUUAUUUUGGGGCUGAGGACUCAAACACAGAUGAUGAAAAUGAACUCUUGUGGAGCUGCUGAAAGUCCCCCAGUCACAGUCCUGACGCUCAGUCAGAGAGAGGAAACAGAGCAAACACACGAUCCAUAAUCCACAGCAGCCUGUGUGCAGUUUAAACUCGCCCAGCUUUCCCACAGCCACACGAUCUGAAAGAGCUCAGGAUAUUUUGCAGCAGGCGACAGCCCGCUGUGAUCGCUCACCACACAACAGCUCGUGUCUGUACACCUGUCAGAGCCGACACUAACUGGGUGCGUGUGUGUGUGUGUGUCGACCACAUGCAGGCUUUGUUAAGAUGAUGUUGCAUUGGUUUCUCUCUUUUUAAACUCACAUUGUAUCCCACUGCUUCAGCUGAAAAGCUGUGCAUGUGUGCAUGUGUGUGUGUGUGUGUGAGUGCUUGUGUCAGCGUGUGUGCGAGUUCGUUAUGUAAGACUUAACAAGAGGACAUUUUUGCUCUAUUCUCUAUUUUUGUCUGUAAUCACACAGAGUGAUGCCACAAACACGGAGGUCCCAAUCUCACACAAACACACACACACACACACACACACACACACACACACACACACACACACACACACACACACACACACACACACACACAGACAGGCUAAGACACCGGAAGCAGAGGGGCAGAGAGGAUAUUGUAACAAGCAUCCGAAAAAAUGUUGGUCCAACAAGUGAGACGGGCUCCCGCCUGAAUUAAAGGGGAUUAUCUCCUUUAAUUUAUGCUAAUUAAUGCACAGAGCGUAAUGAGAGCAGCAUGUUAUUGUGCCUGUCUCACACACACUCACACACACUCCUACCUACUCUCAGUAACAUGUAUAGACUCCCACAACUGUGUGUUAUUGCACCAUUGAGUGCUGUUUCUUGUGGAGCUACACUUAUUCUUUCUCCAAAGACACACACACACUCACACACACUCGGUACUCGGCCAUUGUGUUCUUCAUGGGAAUCUUGUACUUUAGCCACUGCCAAAUCCCACCACUCUUGCAAAUACACACCCUCACAGAGACACACACAGACACACAGCUCUGAUUCUGCUGCAGGACAGUACCGUCUUGGUUCAGCUGGAUGCACAAUCUCAUUAAGUUUUUCUGCAGCACUGCAACAGGAUGAAGAACUUCCAACUUUUCAUUCAACAUCUAGGGAGCUUGUGAAGUUUUGUCUUAAUUCCCCUUAAUGAGGCGAUCAAGGACUUGUCUUGUGUUUAUAAAGCAUGUUUUAGUGCUUGUUAUUCUCAGUAUGGACUAGUCUUGUUUGUGUUUUAAUCGUCAAAUCAGGUUAUUCUCCCUUCACUUCUUCUCACAAUAUGUUCCGGGUCAAAAUUGACUCAGCCCAAGAAUUGGCCAUGUAGCAAGUAAUUUCCCCGAAGUUCGAACCCCAAACCUAUUCACAAUGUUUAAAAGACCUGUGCUACUUCAAAAAAUAUAUUGAUGAGUCCUUCCUUAAUGUUUCAAGGAGCAGGGAAAGUGUAAGUCUGAGGCUUAAAGAAUGACGUUUAGGGUAUUUAAACGGGUCAAAUUUGAUCUGAACAGUUUGAAAGGGUUAAAGAAAACUUCAAUCUGCCAGAUGGUUUAAUGUUAUUUUCAGCAGAAACAACCACAAGAGUCAGAGUUGUGCAAAGUAAAAGCUGAUUAUGUUUCCAAUGUUGAAAAUAGGGUUGUUGGACUCUCAUCCAUGCACUUCUCAUUCUGGAAAUGCAAUUUAUCUAGGUUAAAAAAAUAUUGAAUUAACAUCUGGCCCUUUAUUAUAAGCCCAUUAUCACCACAGUGGCCCUGUAGGAGAUAAUAGGAUUACUGAAAAGACCCUGAGUACACUUAAAGUGCUCUACAAACUCAUAUUAUGCUGCAUGUGCUGUGAUGAUGAUGUGAUUUGAAUAUCACUGAAUCCCAUACUGUGUUACAGUCUUACAGAGGGGUGUAAAAGCCUGUGAAUCGCAGCUGCGUGCUGCAGAAACACACCGUGUCCCAGAGGUAAUAUCAUCAGAACAUUACAGGAGUGAUACACACAUUACCAUUAAGGGCAGUGGGCGGCGCGCGCUCUCUGCCCGUCUCCUAUUGCGAUAAACGCGUGUGUGCGUCGGUUAUCAGCCAACCAACCAACCAACCAACCAACCGACCGACCAACCAGCGAGCCGACGAGCCAAAUCCAGCCGAACCUAACCGAGCCGAGCCAAACCGAUCCCAGCAUUCAGCGCUGCUGCUGCUGCCGCACACACGGACAGCAGAGGAGGAACGAUGACCUGGUAGCGCAUCUUUUACGCGCCCGACCUGCAGUCCGUUCCCACAGAGCCACAUUCUGCCGCUCUGCGUUUCAUUCACACGCCGAGACCAUGGAGACGGCAGUCCCGAGGACCGAUAUCUUCAUCUCUCAGCUGCUCCUGUUCAGCCAAAUAGGUAAGAAACUGAGGAAAAAAAAGAGAGACACAUGCAGGUUUGUGUGUUGUGGUGGCUGACGUGAUGCUGUGGACGCUGUCAGAAAUUGAACGGUGCGUGUGUCGAAACCCACGGGAAUCGAACAGUCCUGCACACUUCAGUCAGCGUCUGAUGAAUUCUGCUAAGAGAGAAGAUUUCUGGAUGUAGAUUUCGUCUUCUAGACAUGAACCCCGACAUGGAAAUCGUCUUCCCUGAAAUUUGCCCUCCACUCUCAAGUGAACCGUCUGCAGAACAUGGAGAGAUUUCCAGUCAGGCUUUGAACAUGUUGAUCCCAUUUCCCAAACACAUGUUGGAGUAUGAAUGAAUUUGUGUUGCGUUACGACGCUCUGUGUUUCCUGUUGUCUUUCAGGAGUCAUGGAUUUGGGUUUUGGGGGUUUUAAACUGCUCCCAUGGGGUCUCUGGAACUUAUUGGAAGGGAGCGUUCAGCCUAGAUGCCUCACUUAAUGCCAGGUUGAGCAGUUCAGUGCUAAUUUUGAUUUUACAGAAUUACAUAAUUGGGCUAAAAUAUCAAACGCUCUAGGCUAUUCCCAGUUUAAAAAGGCAAUUUCACAAGUGCUGGGUUUGAUCCAUCCUAGAAUCCUGAGGAAGAUCCGCAUGACUGAAAAUCUGAGACCAGGCUCGGUGCUGUUAUUAGGUGGUAACAGGUGCUGCCAGAGUAUGAUUGAAACAACCAAAACAGGAAUGUAGUGGCUGAUUUCCAACGAGUGAAAAGAAAGCUCCAUAACCAGAUGAAUGAUCUCCUUAAAGCUGCUGUGAGGAACUUUAAGUUGGCACCUCCUGUGGGCAAAGAUUCGGUUGUAUCUCUGUCAAGAAAAAAAUCCUAUCCUGCUUUUCUUAACAAGCAAAUAUGUCAUUUGUGGUGGAAGUUUGUGAUUUCACAUUGAAUAUGUAGAGAAAGGCUGUUUCAUCAAUGUCCUGCUCUAACACCUACCCUCUUUGGGCAGUCUCAAGAAUUAAAAUUAACAGUAUGGACAUUUUUUUAUCAAAUAUAUGAUGGCUGCUACUGCUUUUGUAGGUCACAAAGAGGCAUUAAUUUUAACAUAUCUCAUCACUUGUUAAAAACUCUUCUAGAGGGCUUUAGUUGCACAGCACUCCCCUUGAAUUAUCCAUAGACAUUAUCAUUUCUCAAGAACAUCACAGUUUUUUAAUUAUUUAUUAUUAGCGUACAUUUAGUCACAUAAAGGUUAUUGGCUUCAAGUGAAAAAACUAGGUCAAAGGUCUUAUUUCUCCUUUUUUAGAAUUUGACUUGGAUGGUAUUUAAAGAUACCAUGGAUCUAACAUCUCCACACUGGCAUGAAACACGAGUUGUACAGUAAAAGUAAAGUUUGAGGAGUAAAACGUGCAUAUAGAGGACAGUGUAUACUCAUUGUUGGUGGGUUAAUGAAGAUGUGUACCAGUGCACGAGUUCCAGCCUAGAUUUACUAAAUCUACUCCAGAGGUAGUUUUAAAUCAGUGCAGUUGCAUACUCUCCCCACUGGAGGGCAGUGAUGAGUAGUCUUUUCAGUUGUAAAAUCUUCAUUUUGAAACAAAUUGUUUUAACUGUUUAUGUAGAAAAUAAAAGGAAACUCUCUGUAAUCUGUAUUUUUAAAUCACCCUCCAGUAGUAAGAAUGGUUUCUCCUCAGAAAAGUUGAUAUCAAUUAACUGCACAGCCCCACGAGUUUUUUCUUGGUUCAGACAGAAGUUGUCGCCCCUUUUCAGGUUGAAAUUUGAAGCUAGAGUUUCAAAAUUUGUUUUCAACCCCAGAGUCUCCCUGAAGAGCCUUCCUUACAUUCAUUCCCAUCUGCUGUAAAGUUUUUUUCUGUCAUCUAGUCAGGAGGAGAGUGAAUGAUUGGUGAUCCUACACCUGUAAGAUAAAAAAAUAAUAUUUUAAUUACAUACGUGGAUGAUCAACCUCAAAUCAAUAUCACAAGUAGUUUUUGUACGCUGUCAAUACGCUCAACUUUUAAAGCUGUGAUAUUUUUAAUGAAAGAAGCACGUGCUCGUGGAUUUGUAAUAAUUGAACUGACUGCUUUUCAUACAGUGAAGGACUUGUAAAUGCAUGUGUUAUUGAUCGCUGCAUUGUGGAGGUACUUGUUGCUGGGCGCCUGUUAGUCUCUCUUGUGUUUUCAAACCAUGUGACAUGAAAUGAUUGUGCUCGAAUUGUUGGAAUAGAUUUGUGUUAUUACCUUGGGUGGCUGAAUCUGUGUUCCUGCAGUGUUUACAUUUGGCUUGUUUUUGUUUGUUGUCAUGUUCACUAAAGUUAGAAUUUGUCCAAAUAACAGACACUAUAUUUUUAAUGGAACAAGCUGCCGGUGAUGCACAGAUGGCUCUGUGUUCGAAUCAUCAUGCAUUUCAUAAAGUCACAUGACGACACACUAGUAGUCUUGCCAUAUUUAAAGCCAGCACAAGCAGGAGACUCCCUUUAAACUUCAGACUGAUUGGUGCAUGUGCUGUGUGGUUUCACUUGUGCAAAUUACACUCCUGCAGACUGUUAAUCCUCAAGUAAACGUGUCCAGACUUUCUGACUGAAAUGGUUUAACUGGAGCACACACAUAGGAAGGAAUGGCAAGGGUGGAUGUGCAUACGUAAUGCAUAAUAUACAUUUUUUUAUCACAUGUUUGUAAUGAUUUAUUUCGCAUAAAUUUCCCACUACUAACAGUACAUCACUAGAAGGCAUGUAGUCGUUGUUCAGUUUACAAACUGAGGUUAUCGUUCCGGAUGUUGUCUUUUAAUGAGCAGAAACAUGAUGAGAUUUUUCAUGAUUAGACUUUAUUAGAUAUAUUUAUGAAAUAAAACAUGGUGCAGACAUACCCAAACAGUAACAGCUGGGCUGAGUGAGAUCUUCCACUCAUUAAAUUUCCUCAAACUUUUUAUUUUUUUUCUAAUGACAGUCAUCUUCUUACCACUUGUCUUGUUUCAUCCAAUUAAGAUGGACAUUUCCAUCACUGCCAGAGACCUUUGACUCUCCCCCUCAAGCUGCUGUCACCAGAGUCUAAGCUGCUCUUAAAUUACCGAAAACCUUAAAAUCAAGUAACUUCUGGGUCCCAGUUUGCACAUAACUGGCAGAGAUCACUUCUGGAUGAUUUGAUGCUUUUAGUCUGGCUGUAUUCAAGUCAGUUUUGGCAGAUGUCAAUGAUUUGAAGCUCUGCUGUGACUGCGAGUUUACACGUUCUGUCUGUAAGUGUGUGACUGGUUCAUUUCCUUUCAAAUGUUUGUGUUAAAGAUGCUGUUUGGACACAUAGAAAUAAUGUAUCCUUUAGGGAACUAGAGCAUCCUCCAGCCAUCUGUUCCACAAUAUGCCUGGACACCACUCAAACUCACGCACAAACACAUUUUCUUGCUCAGCCUCUCGCUCACACUCUUCCCUAUGAACACACACACACACAUACACACCACACAUACAAGUGGCUGUGUUGUCGCCAAUGCUCUCAUUUCAUCCUUGUUUGUCCAAGCAGAUCUGCCAGUAAACACAACCUUCUUGCUGCCAUCCUUCACUCUGCCAUAUGCCUUUCAACAUAGUUGCAACUAUACCACUGACCUCCCGGUGGUAAUCACACCUUCGGCCCGUGGUUCCAUAUGUGCGCUUCAGGAGGAAGAGGAUGCAUUCAUUAUUUUUACAUUCAUAGAUAUGUGGAUGCGAGUGUCAAAAACCUGUUUUACCUCGAGUUUAAGCAUCCUGUGACCCUGCUGGUUAGAGAUUCUAAACAAAUGUGACUCAGCCCAGCAUGAUGGAUGUAUCCGUGCUCUUCCCUUCUUCUCUCAUUGCUUUUCUCUUGACACAUGAAGAAUUGCAUCUGACUUCUACCCAGAAUCCCCUGCAUUUUGUACAUUUCCUGAAGUUUGUGGUGAUGGAUGAUUCCAAAUGUCAAGGCCUCUUUGGUCUUGCAUAUUUUAUGGGCAUGUUCCUGGAAAGUCUUGGAGUUUUUAGGGUUUUAGAUGCACUUUUCAUUGAGAUGGUCAACAUGGUGUGCAGACUUUAGACGUUGCCAACAAUUCGCUGGAAUAUGGAAUUGGUGUUGUUUGUAGAGUUAUGCUGCGUUCCAGUUACUUCGGAAGCCGGAUGUCGGAGCUGGGAAUGACGUUACACCCAAGUUGACGGCGUUCCAGUAAACAAGUGGGAGAACCAAGAUGGACGCCGAGUUUUAGCCAUUGUUAGUUGUUGUUAGCGGUUGUCUGCUGUUGUUCGUUGUUGUUAGCUCUACCAGUUAUAAAAAAACGCAUAAAUAAUACAUUACAAGAGCAUCUCCCAAUCUGGAAGUCUGGGGUUCAAUCGCAGGUCCUGCUGCCCACAUGUUGAAGUUAUUUCAUUCUUACCUUUGGUUUUGGUGCAUUAAGGGGCAGUUUUCAGGGGGCACGGGUUUGCGUGAGGUACUUGUCAAAUGGUCAACAUAUUAGUCAACAUUAUCCACAUGGGAUCCUGGUCAGCUUGGUCCUUCUGGACUUGGCUGUCACCCACUGCAGACAGGGUCAGCUCUACUAAGUAAUUUGGGGAGUUUUGACAAACUCUGACCCAGCCCAGGGUUUACUCCAUCAGCAGGGUUUGAUAACCAGCUUCCGUUCACGCUCUCAGGACAGUUACUCAACAAAAAGGCUGAGCUGACCGGGAUCCCCUGUGGGUAAUACACCAGCUAUUGACACGUACCUUGAAUAACACCACUUGAAAAAAAAGAGAAACUUUCCCUUUCCCUUUCGAGUGACCCACCAGCGCUCACAUGGCUCGAAAAGCCAAAUGAAAUACUUUAACCGUGGAUUGCCCCUUGUUGGGAUUAUGGAUUGGUGGUACAUACUGACUGGUUGGGUGGAAUAACACAACGACAUCCUGCAGGCCAUUGAUCUCCCAACAGAUCAAUGUGAUCAAUAAUGGAGUUUUGGCAUAGUCAUUGGGUGUUUACUUGACUUUGUAAGUCAGCGAGAGGGUGACAUACUGUACAUGUAACCAACUUAUUUCAAUGGUUUACAGAAAUUCCUCCAUUCAAAUGACUAACACUAAAAAACUCAUAUAUAAUAACAUCCUCUCUGCUGUUGCCACUAGAAAAUCUAAUACCAUCACACACUGUGUCACAGUUAAUGUGAGUCCGGCACUCAUAUGUCCUCCUUGUGAGAUACCAUCUGGCUCCCAAGCACAGUCAGAGCAACUGAACUAGAGGGGUUUCAUCCGGCAGCACAAUGUGAUGUCUGGUGGUGUGACAGUAAUGGCCUACUAAAUACUGGCACACACUCUGACAUAUAGCAUACUGGGUGCGUAAAUGCAUUUCCAGUAUGAGAGCCGUGAUGAUGGGGAUUCAGCAGAUGAGUUAGAGCAGAUUAUUGUUCCUUUGACCUCCUCAAACAGACUUCCUAAGUAUUAAAGCUACAUGGUGUUUGAAAGGAUGGGGCAAGAAGUUGCACACAGUAAGCUUUCACCAUGGAGACUGCAGCUGGAUUAACUUGGACUGGAUUUAAACAUGUUUAUGCUGGUCAGGGUGUAGUGACAGCUCUGCAGUAUCUCAUGUAAAGAUGCUGCGUUUGAAGACCCUUUUUGUACAUUUGGUCCUUGUUUGAUUUGUAUUGUGCAUAACACAGAGGUUGUAAAUGAGGCUCAUGCUGUUGAGUGAAUACUGCAAAUGGUUAACCCUGUUUUAUUGAUCCACAGGUGGCUCAUGUCAAGAGCAGGACUAAAGACUUCAAGCUGUUAAAACAAAGAUUUAAAGGUCCACUGCCAUGUGUAAUUACAAAUACAAUUCAAAAACUACCUUUUCAGAGUUAAUUCAGUACACAGUUUGGCUCAUAAUACUUAAUUUAAACAGAAUUUUUAUUUGUUAAUUACAACCUAACCUGGUCGAUACAUUAUCCGUUUAGUGAAGUCAUUAUCUGGACUGGUUGGGAUACCCUCAGUCAAAACAGGAGUACUUCAAAUGUGGCAUAUUUGCAUUUCCACAGCCCUCUGUGUGCCGAGGUAACUCGAAUCAUCUACAUGAGACACAUCAGACUUUAAAACAACUUCAGUGUAAUCCAAUAAUAGUCAUUAAAGGAUGCCCAGAGAGGCGGUACGUAAGCUAGCAACAUGUUGAAUUAAUUCUCCACAGGAUUCAAAUCAUUCUGCUAAGAGAUGCCAAUAUCACUGUUACUUGUAAACAAAAUUUAACGACCUGAUUUGGACAUGCAUGUUUGACGUGCAGACGUGUUGGAUGGUUUAAUGCACUUAAAUAAGCAGAAGAAGAAGAAAUUGUGCCUUCCUCUCAUUUCUGUUCCUCACAAACACCGCUGUCACUGCGUCAUGAAAGAUAAUGUGAUACAAAUAAAGCAGAAAAAAAACAAACAAAACAAAAGCACAGCUGUCGCUGCAUGCCUGUCGCUGUGCAUCAGAGAUUUCAUUAAUCGUGACUUCAGAUGUCUGAACCAUUGAGAUGUUCAGUGGUCUUUUAGAUAGAGUCUGUGUAACUAUGAUGAGUUUAAUCACCAAAUUGUUGUUUUUGUUAUCUAAAUUUGAGCCUUUUACAUCUGUGUGAAUGACUGGAUCCCCUUCUUGCGCCAUCGUGUUUCUACAGUGACGCGAAGAGCCCUACACAUUUUGAUUUCAAAUGAGGGGCCACCAAUAACGUACCGGAUAGAAGAUGCUGAAAAAGAGAGUGGUUUGUGUUGUGUGCAAAGAUCUGGAUUGGUAGACACUUCUGAAUUUAUCCAAAAUUUGAGUAUUUAUUCGAACAUAUUCAAACUUUUUAUUCAAACAAGCUGUCAGGAUACAGAGCGUACAGUCUAUAGGAGCAUCAAGCAGUCUGUAAUAACUUGCUUUUGGUCCAGCAGAGGGCACUCUCAUCGUAACCCGACCAUUGCAUGUAGUGUUGACUUCAGUUAAUUAAUAUUCCAAAUUGCAGCACCUGCUUGAAACAACUCGGUCAACUCUGACUGCCACUGCUGCUGCAAAUUUGACCUUUUAAGUUUAAGAGUCGUCUUUUUUUAUUGAACAUUGACUCCAUUACCAACAGCUAAUGUGUGUUUUGGCUCAACUUAAAGCUGACCCAGAAGCACACAUAUUUAAUGAAUACCACAGACUCUCUCAUUUUCCCUUCUGCUCUAUAAUCUUUUGUGUGGGACUGGAGAUGGUAUGGGAGUUUUUUAUUUAUUAUUUAUAUGUGUUCCCUUCUUUCGAGCUUUAACUCCAUGCUUAAGAUGAGAUUAUGUGUGCACCAACUUGCCAACGUGCACAGCCAUAUACACACACACCCUGAUGGAGUCAAGCUCUGUAAACCAGCCAAAUAAAAAUCUUCACUGAGGGAAAUAAAUCUUGUUAGAGAGAUUUUCCAAAGCCUGCUUAACUGUCUGGUUUUAGUGAGGAAAAAAAAAUCUGAUUUAGGCUCAAAAGUUUAUAAAAUUGGGAUACUUUGUAGAGAAAAAUUAUCAAGUAUGAUAAUUAUCUAUGAAAUUACCAUCCCUUAUCAUAAAUCAUCAGAAUACAUCAAAAUGUUUCAUGGUUUUGUAAAUUCAAGCUGUGACGAAUCUCCUUUUCACGAGAAGUGGGUUGCACUCAUACAGUCACCACAGUGUUGGCAUUGCUAAAAAAACCACAGAUGUUACAUUGAAUAAUUGAUUGCCUGUUUUCCUCUGUGAUAUUUUGUCUCUCUUCCCUCUGUUUCCUUCCCUCCACCUCCUGGUUUUUGUCUGGCCUUCCCAUCUCAAGCAUUUUAUUCAUAAGUGCUCUUCCUCUUCUUAAAUCCACUUAGCUUCAGUCUGCUCUCGCCAUGGCAGUGCACGGUCACGGUUAUUUUAAAGCCGGUCGGUGCCAUGAGGCCCGCUGAAUGCCUUUGAUGCUCAGCAGCCUGGACAGGAAACUCAGCUCAGUGAAACACUUCUGUCACUCAAAAGUUUUUUCAGGAGUUAGCGAGGUUGCUCUUGUCGGCACUGAUUUGUAGAGGCACAAAGUCUCAAAGGUAAAAGUGCAGCACUGUUGUGGGUUGCUGUCUUGUAAUAGCCAAACCCAAUACUUUUAAAAUAUUAAAUUAUAGAGCUGACUUUACCUUGUCCUCAAACAAUAUGAGUAGCUGCAUGGUUGAACUGUAUUGUUCUGUGUCUGGUUAUGAGGGUCAUGUAGUACACUUGUUUCUCCUUGUUUUGUCAUUUUACUUCGAUUCAGCUUUUGAAUCAAGAUUUAUGGGGCGUUCACACCAAGUGUGAAUAAAAUCAUCUACUUGCUUCAUUCACGUGUAUCUAGACAUGUGAAUGAAAAGUAUUUACUCGCUUCAUUCGCGCGAUGGACUCGCUCUAUUCGCGAGAAUCAUUUAGUCCAUUCGCAUGUGGAUAGCUGUUUAUGCUCAUUUCAACAGUGAUCCUUGCCAAUUCAACCCAAGGGAUCAAGUGAUAGACAACGGUUUUUCACAAGUUACCAGUUAAUCCGACCUCCUCGCUCACUGUCCUCCAGGUGAGCUCCUUUUUAUUCCUGUUUUUAUUAGAAAAACAUGGAUUCAAGAGAGGGGGAGCGUCUCCAUCAAGCAUGGUAGGAGUGAACCACGUUCAUCAGAUUGCUGCUUUGUUUUUGUUGUGGAAGGCCCACAACCAUCAGCGAUUUAGACUCCACCGUGUCUGGGUCUCCUCCAAUAGCUGCGCCUGGAUGACGGAUCCCAGCGUUUUUGUUUUUUUUAGGUUACCUGAGCCCAAUUUGAUGACCUGUUGGUGAGGGUCAGUGUUCACACCAGUGAAAAUCUUUUUUUUUUCCGUUUGAGUCACCCCGGAAUCUUCAUACUGAUUGGUCAUCGCGACACAAAUGUUCGCUUGAGUUGAGAUAUUUACAGCUCUCGCGAAUUCGUGUCAUUCGCGCGAAUAAAUGACACGCUCAAUGUUUGCGAUUUGCGCCGCCCAAUUUGCAUAAUUCAUGCCACCAGAGUAGUAUGAGCGUCUAAUCACUUCUAAUCGCAUCUUUGCAUCUUUGCAUCUUUGCAUUGACUUAAAUGUAUUUCAUCUGUGCGAAUGAUUUUACUCGCGCUUGGUGUACACACCCCAUAAGAGUCCAGUGAGAGAAAAGCACCCACACUACCACUGAAACUUCUCGAACAGUUCACAUAAUAAUUAAGUGGUGCCUUUAAGUAAAAAUAUUUUACUGUGAGGAAAAAUAAGGACUUUGACUUUGCUGGAAUCUACCGUAGAAAACAGCUGUUGUUAGACCAGAUUACAGCAGUUACAAAGGAGCUAUUCUUCAAGGCCGUAUAGUGACAACAACCCUUGUGAUGGAAACCAAAGUAGAGCAAUUACACUGAAGGAAAAAAAAAACUCAAUCACAUACAGUACAGUGGAGCCUAACAUAGAAAGUGUAAGUGGAACAGCAGACCGGACAUUAUACUAAUAACGGUGUAAUACAUGACAUAUUCCAACCCAGUCAGGGAUUAUGUAAAACAGUGACACGGUUCCUCCAGGGCAGUUCGUAAAAGACCUUCAAUCAAUGCCCAGUGUGCAUAAAGUAGUGAGCAGUUUCCUCAUCUCUGAGUGCACUCAUGGGGUGUUGAGGAAUUCUGGUUUUAGAAGAAGGCAUGAAGUGCAUGUAAAUCAUAUUGACGUCAUAUAGAUGAGCUUUAUUUUUUUUUCUGCUGCAAAUGGAAAGACUAUUAUUACAAGAAUAAAAGCCAUUUCAGCCCGAGUGUGCUAAUUGAACUGAGCCAUGUGACCUUGUUUUAGGGAGCGACUGCUAAUGCACAUGUGCUUUCUAAGACAAAGGCAGUCGUAACUGCCCCAGAGCCGAAACAAGCCAAGGCCAUAUAUCUGGAUUACAGUUCAGAUUUAACAUUUGGGACUUGACAAAGUAGCCUGGAACAAGCAGCCGGAGAUAUUAAAAGGGGCUGCUGCAGGAAGAUGGCAAAAUCCCAUGGGACAAAAGGUGAAAAGGAGAAGAAGAAUGAAACCAAGUCACUGAAACCACAAAAUGCCAGUGCUCUCUCUAUGCGCUCUUCAGUCGAGGAGGUCUGUCUGAAGUUACAUCUGCUGACAAUGGCGGUCUGUGUCUGUCUGUGCCCAUGUACAAAAGCUGCUGUUGUUUUUGUGUAAGGCUGGCACCGAGGACUGAGGCUACUGGAGAGGAAAGGAACCUGGUUACUGCUGGGCUGGCUAACUACAGGGCAUAUGAGACUCAAAUAUAAACCUGUAUAUACGCAGUCACAUGUUCAGUCUGGAAAAGAAGUCAUCCCUUUUUACAAGCCUGAUUCCAAAUCAGUGGAGUAACAGCAAGUUUUGAUGGUUAGCUAAUCAUCCAAACCCCAUAUUUGAUUGAGAGUAGGGCUGGGCGAUAAGGGAAAAAGUUUAUUGCAAUGUAUUUUUUCAUAUCAGGCGAUAUCGAUUAAAAUCACUUGUCAAUUUCAGAUAUCUUCUGUUCAGGUCCUUACAACACUGUUUGUGCAGCUCUUCCUUCUUGUUUUCAUAAAGAUACGUCAUUUGGUUUGUUUAAGUGGAUUCAACAGGACCUUCACUGGUGAAAGCUGCCAUCUUGGUUGUUUACGUUGAGGUGGCGCUCCAGUGUUGACAUCUUAAAUCUCGGACUGCCACUAAGUCUGACACUGAUGGGAAAACACUGAGACAGAUGGCAGUUUUGGACCCAAAUGCCUGUGAAAGUGAGUAUGAGCCGGCUGAUUGGUCGGGCAACACCAGCCUAAUAUACUGGUGCUGAUGGAUGUGAAAUAAGACUGACGAAAGGCACAUGUACAGAAUCUCUGAGUGGAGGUGAAAUGCUCUUUCAAGUUUUGAUUUUAUAACCCAGUUUAAUUGGACUAGGUUUUAUGAUAUCAAGAAGGAAAACUGCUAACAGCAGAUUAAAGAGACUCUUUUUAUCUGCAGCUGUUUUAAGUGUGGAAAAUAUUGUGAAUGAAAGUUAGAGAGGAAGAGUCAAAGUUAGAACCAGAGGAUACUGUCAGAUUUGGCUUUUAUCGCUGAAUCUCUGAGUUCAAAGAGAGAAACAAAGUCGGGAAUCACAGCUGAGACUUUUUUUUCUUCAGAGAAAGUUUGAGUUUGUCACAGACCCCCUUAUCUGAUGAGCUUUGGAGAUGGUUUUGUUAUUUCAGGCAGCGAUGAAGUUAAGUUGGGAACCAAAGCCAAUGUGUUUGAUGAAAGUUAAUUGAGGCUUGUCUAUUGAUUUGUCAAGCAUGUCGUUCAGAGAGGAGUGGGCUGAGAGUGAGCUGGAUCUCCACACAACUUUUUUUUUCUCCCAGUGAAAAAGUUCAUCAGGGGGCCGCUGCUGUGACCAAUUGGUGGGUUGAAAGUUGAUUAACCCCCACCCCCACCAGCCAACCAGCCCCCUUUAGUCACACACUCAUUUCUAUAGAAAUCUGUGGGUGGGCACUCAGAGUGGCCGGAUGUACUUACACAUAUAUCUAAAUGAACACACACGCAGAUACACUUUAUCCAUAUGCAUUCAAGCUUAUGUUUCAAUACAAUUAUAUACAUAUAUUUCUCAUUGUUUAUUUUAGGUGUGUGUGUGUGCGUGUGUGUGCUGUGUGCCAGACAAGUGAGGAAUUGGGGGCGUGACCCUGCACUGAAAGAUAGAGAGGAGAGGGGAUGGUUUGGUAUCCAUGGCGAUAGAGAGACUCGGGGCAGGAAGCCGACAGGAAGUAAGGGUGUUCCACACGCCAUCGGGGGACUCUUCCGUUGUCAUGACGCUGUGAACUGUUGUCAUGGAAACCCCGCUGAAUCAGGCUGAAUGCUGAUGAAAAACAUGUUGACUAGAUUAUUAAUGAAUGCACACCAUCCACAGCCUCCACACGUGCUUUAAGGCAUCAAUUUUAAAGUUACACGUCCAAACUGUCGGCAGAGGAGUCCGGGUUGAUCGUUUUUGAAGUAUAAAAUGCGUUUCCUCCUCCGUGUUUCAGCUUCAAACUUUGAGCUAAGGCAGAAAAUCCUUCAACAAAAAAGUUUCUUCAAAGCUCCUUUUGAAGAUAGUUGCAGGGGUGUCAUUAAGAAUUCAGGGUAUCAUAUCGGGCUCCAUCACCACAGCCUGAGACGACCUCAGUGAAGUUAAUGUCAUAUUUCCUCAGAAGACCUGUUUGGGUUGCCCUCCAACUCUUUUAGUGCCAUCCUGUUUCUGUUUCUGCCUGAUCUUUCUUCAUCUCUCUUUCCCAGUCUGCUAACAAUUGUGUCUCUGUGUGAUCGGUGAGCUUCUCUGGCCGUAGACCUGGGUCCUCUGGCAAAUACUCCAAAGUCUCUGCUCUCUUCACUUCCUUCAUCCUCUAACAUAUCUCAUUCCUCUCUGUCUGUUCCAAGGGCUGAACCCUCUUCAAGCAUGGAGCAACAGGAUGAAUCCCGGCACUUUGUCCGGCUUUUAGUCUGACAUACAGUGAAGCUCAGUAAUGGAUGUUCAUGUUUCCAAGCUUCCUUUAGUUAAGACUCCUUUGAGGCAUGAUUUCUUGGAAACGACUUAAGUCUCACAUCUUCAGAAACACUAUGAAGUGUGGAUGCUGAGAGGCAGGCUACCUCUACACUUCCAGUCGCUGUUCCUGAAAUUAAAGAUCAUGUGGUUCAUGAAGUUCAUUUAUGCCAGCCAAUAUUGUGGAUAAAGCUACAUAGCAUUGUUAUUAUACUGUUUUUUAGUAUAAUAACUGUUUUUUCAAGAAUUAAGAGUUUUUUAUUUGAGAUAAAUGCGUGUGAUUCAGCCGGCAAAUCCCUGGUAAUGGUUCUUAAUCAUUGAUAUCAUGGUGAUAUCAAUAUUAAUCAAUUUCUGCAAACUAGAGCAGAGGACUCGAACCUCUGCACGGCUCACUAAAGACUAAUCAAUGCUGUUAGAUACCAGAGAAUCUGUCAGCCUUUUUUUUUUCCCCCCAGAAGCUGAUGUAUUAGUCUGCAGCUCUGCUCCACUGAAAUGCAACAGGGUUACUAAUCACAUACAUACACACACUUACACACACACACACACACACUGGAUACACACUGUAUUUUCUCUCCAGAGCAGAUGGAAAAAGUGCAUCUCACUGCUCUAACAAGGCAGGCAGAUUAGUAAACACACACACACACACACACUUGGUCCUCUCACAGCUGAGGUGGACACGUGCACUCAUACAUGCUCAGUGGAUAAACUCUCAGCCUGCAUGCGCACUGGGACUGGGAGAGAGCGUUUGGGUUGACACAUUAAACACAGACACACACGCACACAGGCGCACACACGCAUCCUCGUCCUCCUCUGUCCAGUUGGCUGGCCUCCUUCAGUCCCCUGUGCCUUCUCCUUUUUUAUGUGUGUGUCCUAAAUAUCAUCUCACACCACACACUCCUUCAUGUUUACAUAAUGGUUUAAUUCAUCCGCUCUCGUACUUGUGUUUGUACUUGGUUUAUUAGCGACAUGUCCAGGGCUAAAUCCCUGGGUGUGUGUGUGUGUGUGUGUGUGCCAUGUGUAGAUGCAGGUCAUUUAUUCAUGACUGUUUGAUAAGACGUGUCCGAAGCCCGAGGCAGAGAUUUCAGGUCAGUCCCUGGCAGGAUCUCUGUGACUCACAGCUCAUCAAACAUAUCUCAGCUCCAGGGCAGCAUGUGGAGGUAUCUCUCUUAUUUAUCCUUUAACACCCGACUCCAAACCAAACCAGGGCGGAUCAGCUUGUUAUCAGGCAGCUCCGAAAGAAAGCAGGUGAAAUCGGGAAAAUCCUCACUGAGGAAGAACCAAAGGUUGACCGGCUUAACAACUUGAAAGUCAAGGCUGGAGAAAGACUUGUCCUGCCACUAAUUAGACCAACACUGAUUAAACAAAAGUAUGCACUAAGACUGGGAUUAGUAUCAGGCUGAAGUUGUCUGCUCAACUGAUACUUAAUGAUUUACAGGUAAGCCUCCUCUGUGUGGUAAAUUCACAUGACAAGAUCAUUAAAUGUGUAUCAGCGGAGUGGACAGAGUGUGCGCCUCAUAUAGAGGGUUGGCUCUUUGCUGCAUGUCACCCCAAUGCCUUUUUCCGUCUAUUGUAGCCCCUAUAAGUGGUACCCAAAAACUCAUCUUAGAAAGUGAUGAUUCUGCGUCUUAAGUAGGACACGAAACUCAUGGCUAGAGCUGCUUAAUUACGGUAAACGAUAUAAUAAGGAUUUUUUGAUGAUUAUUAAACACAGGUACUCAUAAAGAGACAUCUACAUCACAUGCAUUCAAGACCUAAACACUUUAAAACUCUCUGAGCUCUUAAAAAACAUCAAACAUAUUCAAAUAAAAGCAGAAAAAAGUGAGAUUUUUGUUUACCAAAACAUGUUUAUCUGUCUAAAUUGAUUUUAAAAAAAAGAUAAUAUUCUCUAAACUAGAUAACAGACUUUCACUUGUAGUAGAGAAGGAAUCUCUAACAAUCUGUGUUAUCAAAAACUAAAGCAUCCCAGCUCUUUCAGCACGUGGCAGCAGUUGUUUCUAAAGUUGGUAUAACUAGAGAAGCAAGCGGUCGGCAACAUUCAUCUCUCGAAAGAAACGGUGUGUUUGACCCUAUCUUAAUUUUACGCCGGAAUAUCCCUUUAAGGCUACAGCUCUGACACAUCAUUCAGCCUGUUUUACGCUGUCCCUUGGCUUUUCAGGCACACUGGACACGUGCUCACCUGCCUCUCCUCUCUUCACCUGGAGCUACAGGAUAGUUUGUAUCCCUGUAGCUCAACAUGUUGAAGAUAAAGCAGACCUCCCUCAUGACUUCACCUGCGAUUAUUCUGUAUUGUUCGUAUCUGAAGAAGCGGCAGAAACAGUUUGGGCAGGAUUUGCAUAGUGCCAUCCUCGCCAUGAAAAAAAGAUGCUCAAAUCCAGCCCUUCAGGCGUGCUCCUCCUCCAAAGUGCAACAAAAAGACAUGUUUUUAACCCAAAGCAGCUGUGCUUGUAUCCCUGUCUGACUCAUGCUGUCAGUGUGGGUAUUAUUCAUCCACACAGCUGGCUGUUAUUAAUUCUUUUGACUGCAGCUCUCUAUGAAUUAGGAGCACUGUGGACUGCUGCUUUUACUGCCGGCGUACUGGAGAGAGUACUUGGGUACAAUAAGGAUCAGGCAAGAGUCUGGCUUCAUAAAUCUCAUACCCCAUCCAGCAGAGUAAUUACUACAUCUGUAGCUGUCCUCGGUUAUGCUCUUAAAAAAUGUUAAAGACAGCUAACUCCAGGCUGUUACCCUGUUAUAUAUUGAAGUCUUCUCCUGCAGAGCUGAGCCAUCAGUGUUCUCUCAUCAGGAGUGAGUGUUUUUGGUUAAAGCCUGAUUAAAGAGUUUUAAAUAACAGCAGUUUGGGUUUUAUUGGACUUUGGUGGAGCCAAAGGGCUGUAAAGGAAUUUGUGAUAUCCCAUCUGGCUGGGCAUAGUGGAGUGAUACCUAACACUGUAAGUGUGGUGCAUGCAUGUGUCCAUGUGUGAGUUUUUUAACCCCCCAGCUGUUCAAGCGUAUUACCACCUCUAACACAGGGCCCCAAAUUCUCACGGUCACUUCUUACCACUCGGACGACUCACAAAACAGACCCCCUUUUUACCCAGCAGAACAACUGGACUUCAUAACACACACACACACACUCUCUGCUACACACUCCCAGAUCCUAGCGAUAGGCUCGUCUGAUAGGGUUUUGUGUUGCAGCAUUAAUGCCGCUGUAUCCCUGUGAUACAAUGCACGGUUUGUGUAGCGCUCUGUGACAAUAACCUUCAUUUAUUAUGGAGCCUAAUCUCAUUAACUCAUAACCUGUGCUGCUGACGGUCUCUGUGAGGCUGGGGAGAGGAGAUAGAUCGGCUAAUUUCAUUAGUAACAGGGCAAAAAAUGUACAGCAAGGACCUUAGAGGAGAAUUCAGUCAUAGCUCGAGAAAAAUUGAGCAUACUAACAUCAAGUUUUUUAGAACUUACCAUCUCUGCAUGUAACGAAUAAAAUGUAGGACUUUAAAACAGCUCAAUUUUCAGUAUGUGCAAGGUAUGUUUGCAUGUAAUCUAUGGUUGUAAAUAGGGUUGGGUAUCAUUUGGAUUUUACCGAUUCCGAUUCUCAAUAUCGAUUUCUGUUCUAAACAAUUCUCGAUUCCGAUUCUUUCAGCUGGAAGUCAAUAGGUCACAGCCUAUUCAUCAGGAGAAUUUUUGUUGCACUGUGUUACUCCGUCCUCCUCUUUCAAAUUAAAAUGAAGCUAGAUGUUUCUUUGCGGUCCGUGUUCAGAUGAGUGACGUUCUUGCUAGCGGAUGCACGGAGAACGCCGAACGGAGUAAUACACGCCCCGAAAACAAAUUAGUGUGGGCACUUGGAACCGAAAAAAAGACCUAAAGUUCAAAAGUCUGCUUAAUGGUUCUGGAACCGGACGUCUGGAACCCAACCCUAGUUGUAAACUGUUGCGUUAGUGUUCACAGACUUGCUUGUUUUUCAGCCUCUGAACGAGUUGCUGAUUAGAUUUUUGCUCGACAAGCCGUCAACAAAACAGAGCUUCUUGAAUUUCUGGGCCAAGGGUGGCGUAACGUCAUCCACUAGCCAUGUGAGAAAGUGUUGGUGAACGUACCGAGGAGGCUGUUAAAGCCAUAAUAAAAAAUCAGGGUUAUUUCUCCAACUGCGACUAUUUAUAUAUCCUGACAGACCAAUUUUGAACUCCCUUCCUUGGUUAAAACAUAAGUAUUGUGUUGUUUAACGAUAAAAUGAGCUUGUUUUUUCAUAGAGACAACAUCUAUUUGUUAUCUUGAACAGUCAGUUGGGAAGUAAAGAAACUUAUUUAUCCAUUUUGACACAACAAUGAAUAAUAAUUCUUAUACAUCCUCUACAGCAGGUCACUUGUAGAUAGAAUGAGUAGACAGAGAACUUUCUGUUCUUAUUUGUGUCCUCCCCAAAAAUCUUUAUCUGGUCCUCGGGCAGUUUCACGGCUGGGAUAAAAUUAAAUGUUUGUUAAACGGCUGACAUUGUCUCAGCGCGAAAUGGAUAAUCGAUCAGCGAGGUAAAUGAAUGUGCAGCGCCUUAAACACCCGAAGAGAAAUGUGCACUCUGCAGACAAGAAGAAAAAGGUAAUGGCUGUGUGAGAAAUCACAAACUUAUUACUCCUUUCCUGUUGAGUUUAAUGUAGUGUGGUGGACUGAACCGUGAGCCCAAUAAGAAAAAGUCUUUAGGACGCCUCUCGCCAGACACUGCGUUAUGAUGAAGAUUCUGCAGGUUAGUGUUGGCUGGAGUUUAAACAGUUAGUCCACGAUUCAUAGUCUCAGUUUGGACAGCAGUACAAAGAGCAGAUUUCUACAGCAGGGGGUUUGUGGUUGGUUUUGGACGGAGUUGAUCUCUUUUGACUGUUUUGUCUCGUGUUGCCAUCUUGUCCACGGCUCUGUGCGCUCUCCCUAAUCUGACAUCCAGCACAUCGGAGAGGCUGACAGAGUGAGAUAAGGUGACAGGACCCGAGAGGAGAAGUGGGGCUAACACUAAUUUAACCAGCUGACACUCAACACAGCUGAACGCUAUAUACAUUAGAGUCUGGCCCCCUGGAGGUAUGUGCCCUGGUGGAUGUGUGUGUCUGACUGUGGGCGUGUGUUGGUGACACUGAGGUCAACAGGUGAGACGUUUUUGUGUCUUCAUCAGAGAUCAGUCAUGGCAGUUGGAGUGCUUUCACACGGCAAAGAAAUUUCAUGGUAAUGACUUUAAUUGUCUUUGACUCGAGGAAUGUUAGUCGUUAUGAUUCGACGGGAGGUUUCACUGACGCACCGUCUGCUUGGAGCUCUUAAGAGACAGAAAAAUACCAAAGUGUUGACGAUCAGGAAAAAUCAAAUCAUAAUUGAGCCUUUUAUUCAAAUGGCCAUUAGUAGAGCCUGAAUUUCAUUUUACAAAAUGAGGAGGGAUUUUUUAUUGGUCCGCUUAAAUAUACUGUGAUGACUUUUUCGUCUGGCUAUGAAAUAGAAAACCUUGAUUAUGUGACGCACGAUAGAUGCUAAUACCUCCAUAUGAUCAGCAAAAUCAAACCAACUGACUUGGACCAGCCUAACACCGUAAAAGUCAAAUCUUUUGUCAAGCCAACCUUGCAGAGAAAAACUACCCGUCAAAACCCGACAGUACUCGCCACUGCAGAGCAACAUCAACUUGCUCCAGUGUUUCCUUUAUAGUGUAUUUGGCAGGGCGGGACGGAUACCCCCCGUAUUCUGGUCGCGAGCACUUAUACCCCGCAAGGUUUGCACAGGAUGGUUUUGACAACCCCUGGGUUUUGGCUCCUGUCCUUCAUGAUUGCCGCCAACAAAACAAUAAAAAAAAAAGGUCAUGUAGCAUCGAAUAGGGAUGCACGAUAUUUAUCGGACCGAUAAAAUAUCGGCCGAUUUGGGGGGAAAUUCGCGCCUUACUCGCAGGUCCCAAGCCUGACCCCGUCACUACCUGACAGAUAAUAAAAUGUCUUCACCAGCAUGGUCGUUUCUCUCAGUGGCAGAAGAUGACAACAGCUGCUAUAUGCAAAACCUGUUCAGCGAGGAUUCCGAGAGGAGGAAAGAAGACGUCAAGUAUUGACACAACGAAUCUGAUAGCUCAUCUGAAAAGUCGCCAUCGCGGCGAAGCGGUAGUAAAAGAAUAUGAGACAGCCGCCGAAGCUGCUAGCGGUACUAAAGCUAAGACAACAACACUACGGAGGAUCGAUGUCCCCAUUCAGCAGGCGUUUAAAAACUGCAAAAGCUUCUCAAGAGACAGCGAAAAGGCUAAAGCCAUUAAUGACAAAGUGAUGGAGUUCAUAGCGGUCGACGAACAGCCUUUUUCCGUCGUUGAGAACCCGGGUUUUCGUAAGUUCAUAGCACACUUGGAGCCACGUUACACUCUCCCAAGCCGCCGCUUCUUCUCGGAUGUGUCUCUUCCUGCACUCUAUGAUAUUGUCGCCACAUACAUUCACAACCUGAUCGACAAGAACGGACUACACGUGAGUUUUACCACAGACAUAUGGACGUCAGAUGUUAGUCCGGUCAGCAUGCUAAGCCUAACGUCUCAUAAUAGCUCCUUUACAGUUUACAGUUCUGUUGAACAGUUCAGGGGAUCAAAUGAAGUUCUGCUUUUUGCUCUGUUAUUGUUAUUUAUAGCAAAUGACCACAUUUGAAGAGCCAAAAACUUUAGUUUGUUGUUCUAGAUAGGCCAGAGCAACAAAAACAUCAGUUUUCAAUCGCUGCAUCCUGCACAAACUGCAGAUUAUAUGAAGAUUAUAAUAAAUGUAAAAAUAUGAAUUUAUCGGUUAUCGGUAUCGGUAUCGGCCAUGAGAAGAAGAAAAUUAUCGGUUAUCGGUAUCGGUUGAAAUUUUUCAUAUCGUGCAUCACUAGCAUUAAACUGUCCUCGAACGUUCAGCACCCCAAUUGAAAAUAUCUGCAUUCUUCAAAAAGACGGUACAUAGUGAUAAAACACCCUUUCCAUGUUUGUCCUGCUGCAGAUCCAUCUUGCAAAGUUUCAGGCUGCCACAUUCGGUAGCUAUGGGCGUAUUUCUUAACGGCAGCCCAUGAGGAAAUUUGAUGCUUUUUAGACUCAUUUACUAACUUUGACUCUGUAUAGAUGUAGUUUCUUUAUAUUGAGCCACUCCAUGUAUUGGGACUGCAUUCAUGUAAGACACACAAGCUGUUAAAAGCUUAUUAAAAAGAUAGUAACAGUGUGCUGAUAUUCUUGCUUUCCAACGAAAAACCUUCAAAGAUUGUUAAAUUCACAGACUCUUUCACUCCUGUGGGUUGAACACGCAGGCUUUCUCUCCCUGGAGAAACACACUGCUCCAUUUAAUAAGACAACAGUAAUCACAUCUACUGUUAAAAAUGGGUUUGUGACGGUGUACAUGCAGGCGAAGAAAGAUUCCCUCAUCGCACAGAUUCAGGCUAAAUCAGCCCCAGGAGUCCUGUAAUCCAACACGGUGCUAUUCAUUAGUGUGCAGCCAGGAGCGAUUCACUUAUCUCAACACUAACAACACAGAGCUUCAGUGAAACCUCCAUGCACUGUCUCCAUCCCAAAAGAGAGCCACCAUCUAAGGCUGCAUGUUGUUAAAAAAGUCAUUUAAAAGUGCUCACCAUUAGACUUGGAUUCAGUGCAGCUACAAAACUUCGAAACGCUCCAAACUUCAGGUGUACCAUCUGGCUGCACCUCUCCACCCUCACGCCAAAGUUUGAUUGAAGGCAACAAGCUAGUACCCUGUUUUUCUGGGUCGUUAAAAAAAGUGUUUUGGAAAUAUAAGAAAAGUGUAACUGAAGAAGUGUAAAGGUCAAGGCCGAGUGGAAACCCCAAAACAAUACACCUCCACACUUCAUGACCAAAAUCCCCCCUGGAAUGAGCGGAACGUGAUGGAUUGAUGCAGGAGGGUAUAAGUGGACACACGAGCCCCGAAGGCGAGUUCAUGACCUCUCACCUACAGUAUCAGGAAGUCUGCUUCUGAUUCAGAGCUUGUAAUGUUUGGUGGAUAUUCCCUGAGAAGCUGAUUUGUCUUGAAUACAUUAUAACAAAAACAGUCUGUACUGCUGCUGACGUCUCAUGGCACAUUUCCAUAGAUAUUUGAUAUUUGUUUGCUCUCAAAAAAUACUCAAAACAACAGAAAAAUUGAUGCAUUUUUAAAGGUUUUUUUUCUGUGAGUGUUACUUCUGCCCUUUUAUUUAUAUUGAGCAUUCUAAAACAGCAGAACAGUGCAAAGACGGUUAACAGAGGGGUUAUAGAUGUCCAGCUAAAGUGGCCAGUCUCAGAACAAAUAAAGAAAUACAGAAAACAAACCAGCAAAUCAGCAUCAUAUCGAGAUCAGCACUCAUAAGGCCAGUAUCAGCAUCAUCUUUUCCAUCGCCUACGACAACAUAUGAAUUCAAAACGGUCACUGGCUAAUGUUUGAUGAAAAUUAUGAUCUGAUAUAUUGAAUAAUACAGUUUCUGAAAUAAAGGUCUGGCAUGCUCUGGUUUUCAGAGCAGAACUCGGUGUAUAUUUACAUUUCAUUAAAGACCCACUCCGAUGAAAAACAUGUUUUUCUUGUUGUCUUCAUGCUGAUAUGGCAUUUUUCCGAUGCUACGGGGCAUAUCAUGAGAAAACUAAGUGUGAAAUUGCAUUUCUGGAUAUUUCUACAUUCAAAUCACUGUGAGUCUGAACCUGCCAUUUGGGUCUGCCAGAGAUUCAGUGAGAUUUUCUAUGUCACAAAUCCAAGCUCCGCCCACGGAGCCCCACUAUGCAGGCCACACUCAGAGAAAUAGAGAGGACAAUCGCGGAACAGGCGUCUGUUUUAGUGGAUUGAAAUGCUUGUAAAAAAAAAAAUUAUAUCAACUUUCAUCAUGUCCCUAAAGACAUUAGUGUCCGAGAGCUGAAUAGCUGCUAUGUUACCUGCUACUUCUACUACACCCGUAAUGUUAGGCUGCAAGCUAGCGUGAAGAGAGGUGUGCAGAGCAGUGCUGUCUCCGCCCACGACUCAGAGGUGAAUUGCUAAUGAGCUACUGGAGCUCUGCAGAAGAAAAGCCCUUGAAAAUGACACGGGUAACGCAAUUUUUUUGUAAAAACUUCAUAAUCACAAUUUAAAGACCACUGAGAACACUUAAAGUGGUGAAAGAAAAAGAAAAAAACAGUCUUAGUGGGACUUUAAGUCAGUUAAAAUGCACCUAAAACAUGUUACAGACUUGGAUAAACACAUUUUUUCAAAUGCAAAGCAACAACAGUGCAAUCGCAGACCUGCUUGUAUAUUAUCUGUAUUGGGAUUGAAAGGAGCUGUGCAUGAGUUCUUCACUUUGAGAGCUUUGGCUUAAUUUGGUGAUAAUACUCACUGAUUUAAAUCCCAGAUUUCAUUGUAGUGAAGUGUUUUUUACAGCAUGUCAUAAAAAAAUGAAGAUUUGAGCUCUUUUUACCACUUUGGUUUUCUCACAGGCUGCAGACCUAACACAUCAUUUAGUCUUUUCAAGCUUCGAAUCGUGUCUGUAGUAACACCAUGAUCUGGGCUGGUAUUUUAUUAUGAUUCAGAAAAAUGGCGAUCACUAUUUUUCACACUAAUCUGAGCUGCUUAUGUUGAAGGGAAAGUGGGAGCUGUCUGACGGGAGGGGCUGCACCAACACUCUGUUGUUGAGGAAGGGAGGGGUGGUGCACUUUGUUCAAUGUAUAGGACUGAACACAGCAGGCGUCAUGAUACCAUUCAGUUCAGAUUAUCCUCUUUUUAUGAUCAUAGGAGCUGUAAUCCAAAUUGAAAUCUGAUUCAUCGCCCAGCUCAAACACACACAGAGUCAAAGUGGACACCUGCAGCCUGAUUCAUGUUAACCCUCUAAGUCGAGCAUUCAUCCUCACACAUAUGUGGCAGCACCUACUGGGAGGAUGACACUAUCUCCUGUUGGUCUUUCUUUGAGGCAGGAAGACAAGCCCUCGAGUACUGAAGCCAGAGUAGAAAGGAGGCUUGGGGGUUCAUCCUCUUCUCUUUCUUAACAGUAAAAUGAGAUUAUAACUGCAAAACAUUGCAGUACCAUCGCCUCUCUCUGACAUUGACCUGGUAGCAGCGAUAACAAACAUUAAAAAAUAACUGCAGAGAAAUAAAUGAUCUUAUUCCUGAUAAUCUCUGGCUGUUUCAUAACCAGGUAAAUAAAAAAAGGUUUUAUUUCGCUAAAAUCUCUAGGAUUAGAUCUGUAAACCCCAAACUAACACAGCACAGCUGUUUGUCUGAUUGUGUAAUAAAUGAUUGAAAAUGUAAAAAGGAUUAUAACCCCAAAACGCUCCAAAUUUCAUUCAGAAACACAGAAUAACAGAAGUCGCAGUAAUCCUGUUAUUAGCUCAGAAAGAUCAGCAACAGUUUUUUAAUCCAGCCCCUCUCUUGAGAACUUCCAGAACCAAAAUAAUAUGAACACCGUUAUGAGAUCAGAUCCAAAGUCCUCGCUGUGAUUGAGAUUUUACCAGGUGACAGCGAGCGGGCGUCACUUUUUUAUUGCAUCAACAUGUUUUGGCUGUGCUUCGUUUUUAUGAGCGGUAAAUUCUCCUCAGUGACACUCGGGCAUGAGAGAGAGGCUGCAGCCCGAGGAUCAGGUGUCUGGCAGCUCACACAUCCUCGUUUGGCUCCGUCUUUCUGUCUCACACAGUCAGCCGUGGAGUCACACUCACUCAUGCCAACACAGGGGUCACAGGUCAAAUUGAACUGCACCUUUAGUUUUGUUAUGAAUUUUAACGUCCGAAAGGAGGGAUUGAAGAGGAGGCGUAUGAAUGCAGGGAGAUGAAACAGAUCACUAUUGGAAAACUGCACGUCUGGUGACCUUUCCUCCAUGAAUAAAACACUAUCCAUAGAAAUGUCAUGUUGCCAGGUCUCUGAGGCCUCCUGGGAAAUCUGAUAAAGCAGAUAAAGUGCAGAUGGGUGGAAUAAUACAGUGAUUCAGCUGUGAGCUUCAUGCAUGGCCUGCCUGCAGCAUUGAAGUCCCAUCACUAUCUGCUCAGUGUGCUCUUAAAGCUGAGCCCUGGUGUCUCUUUACCCGCUCCUGCAUAUCCCCUCUUCCUCCGGCUUCCUCCGGUGACUGACAGCUACUGCAUGUGUCUGAAGCCCAGCACUGCUUUUCAGAUGUCAAACACGCCUGCAUGGACCAAAGUCCAAAACUGGAGGCUGCCAUUUUAUUUUCUUCACAGUAUAACCCAUUUGAACUAUUUCUAACCUAUCAGCUGGGAAACAUGUUGGCGACAGAAAAGACGGAGAAAGAUUUAACCACAUGUUCACAUUUUCCAAGGUCUGUUGUGAACUAACUGCACAGAUAAACCUCGGCAUCUCAGGUCCUCAUACACGCAGGUAGAAAAGACUAAAUUGGGACCCAUCUCUUUUGGCUAUAAAUGUAGUUAGAAGAGAUAAAAAAUGACAGAGGAAGAUGUGACCAAAGGUCUUUAGCUGCACUCAAACCCCGGGCACUGCAUGUCCUGGUCAGUCUCUCUACUACAGGCGCAUUUUGAACUUUGGGGUUGGGGGUUUGACAGAGAAGGAAAACCUAGAGGAAAGGAAAUAUAUUCAUAUAUGUUUUUUUUUGUAGAGAUGACCUUGAAUUGAAAAGAAUCAGACAGCAAAGCAGCAGAAUUAUUUUUAUUUCCUAAAAGAUGAUAUAAAAAAAGAUUAAAACCAAUGAUGGGAAAACUGUCAUUUUUGACACAAUCAAGCUCCUGUGGUACGUCAAAAGGGAAAAAAAAAUCGGCUGCUUGCAUUUAUUUCAUUUAAAAUUGCCACUAUAUUGGGAAGUAAGGCUGAUUAACUUAUGAAAAUGUUUUGGUGAAAGAUGACACUUCUAAAGUCCAUUUACUUUAAAACUACAACCUUUUUUUACUUCCGGUACAAUACUGAUAUUGUAGCCUUCAGUAUCGACCGAUACCGAUAUUGAUCCGGUAUUGGCACAAACUUGUGCAUGACCAGUUUUGCACUCAGCUGCAACAUCUUUUUCGGACUGUAAUGAAAAAUACUGCCACACAGCCGAUAUCACUCCUACUUCUUGCUACUUUGUUUGUACCUGAGUACACACUGUUGUUGUGAUCGCAUAGGCUCUACAUGCUGGAUCCGGGUGCUGUUAGCUAGAGGUACCGGAGUGGAGUCUGGGAGGGACUGCUUGUAUCAGAGUGCUGAUAUCAGACAUUUUAGAUGCAGGCCGAUAUAAUCCAAUAUUCCUUUUUUGGCGUUAUCAAUAUCGUAUCAGGACAUAUCGUAUUGAAUUUCCCUUUGGGGGCAAAGAAAGGUUUUCUUAUUCUUAUUCUCCUACAUUAAUAAAAACCUUAAUGAUUUAACUGCUCUGAAUUCUGGUGAUGACUCAGCAGGAAGAAAAGGUUUAAUUAAGUCGACUCAUCGCCCUCACACCUCAAACUGACCAAUAAAAGAUCGAUGGAUUUAGAAUUCCUUAUUCGAACCCUCGUUUCUCCUGCUCAGACAGUGUUUGGCUUCGAGGUGUAAUCCAUCACUUACUUUGUAUUCAUAUCAGGAAGCAUCAGAGGGCAGAGCUGAGCGCAGGGCAGCUGAUUUUAAACCUGGUCCAUCUGGUUUUGUGGUUCCACCUUUGUAAACAUGGACUCAGGCCAGGUCCAGGUAAACACAGGUCACAGGACGAGCAGGAGACCGACAAACAGAGGGGAGGGUGGUCACCGCACUGACCUUAAACGCACAUUUAACUCAUAUUCUGUCAGUGUGUUGUAUUUUCGUGUAUUUGAUCAGUGAUAGUGUUGAGUUUCUAUGUAAAGAUGAAAUAAUCUGAAUGAACUCGUUUGGAUUGUUCAGAUGGAAGUGCAGUUCUCUCUCGUGUGCUCACACAACUCUCACUGAACCCACACGCAAUCCUUAGGGGAUGUGGCUGUGUGUUGGUUUGGUCGUAUGUGUGUGUGCAUGCAUGUAUGUGUGUGUGUGUUGCUGUGGUAUGCCCAAAUCAAAGUAGAUUAGAGUCUCUCACAGUGUGAUGUUAAUGAAGCCAUUAUUUACGGUGCAACCCCUCUGUCAACUCCAUUCUUCAGUUUUUCCCUUUUGCCUGCUUUCCAGAUUUCUCACAUCAGUCUCUCCUUGUGUUUGAAUGAAUGUGAUCAACAGGUACAUUGAAUUUAAAGCAGGCGGGCUGAAUGACACAAAACAGGGCAGGAAACAGGAUUACAGAUCAGUUCAUCUAUUUAUCAUUUGUAAAAACACUCUCAGUUUAUCAGCUUCUUGUCAUUUUCUUCUACUUUGCCUCAUUAUUUCUCCUCCUUCUUCCUCUCCUCCACUCUCAUUCUCUCUCUUUCUCUGAGGCUUUAUAGAUGAGGUCCAGCCAUUAUUGUCCUCUUUCAUAAUAUAUUGGCUUUGUGUUUUUUUUUACUCCCGCUGCACAAUAGGACCCUGAUCAUGUGACCCACACUCAUAUCUUCCAGAAAAUUACUCAUAAUUCCAAUUAAACCAAAAUCUCCAUUUUAUAUUCAGAUUUUAUUUUAAAGCAAAAUUCCCAUUUAUUCUGAAGGUCAGAGAGAGCUUCAGUAAUAACUGUGGAAAACCAUGAAAAAGCUCCGACUUCAUGCAAUUUGAAUAUUUUAUUUUAGGGACUGAAAGAUGGAGACCUUUUUUUGCUCCGUAGUCGACUGACUGACUGAAUAGCAGUGUUUGAAAGAAACGGCUUCAUUUAUUAAAAAGGGCGUCUGCAUGCAGAAAGAGGGAAUUGGUUUGCUAUGACCGAUAACUUGCAUCGGCUGCUCAGUAAGCUUGAGUUUUUUGUCAAUAUACCCAAUAUUAAUACUUAUAUUUACACACCUUUUUAGAAUUAAAUGUAGUGAUGGGAAGAACAGUUCUUUUGACUGUACUGAAUCUUUAGAAUCUGUUCAUUAAAAUGAUUCGUUCAAAAGAUUCGUUCACUGAAUCAGUCAGUGCUUCGGAGCCCCGUCCUGCUGGUGCAGUACAUGAGUGAGUCACAGCGGCGCUUAUCGGGAGUUCGUUGAACUAGCCCCUCCCCUCCCCUGCUGCUGAAGUCACAGUGUCAAUCACUGGGUGACACAUGUCGUUCAUUCGCCAAGUUGUGAAGGAAGAAUCACUCCCCUGCCCUGAAAAACUCACCUCUGUGUGCCGCCGACGUUCGCAUCGCCACACCUCAAGUUGUUUUUUUCGUUUUGUUCACAGUCUGACUGAUACAUGUCGUUCAUUCGCUGUGAGCAAAUCACGAGACUCCGCCCACUUGCUUGCUCGCUGUUUGUGUGUCGUUCGCCAAAGAGUCAAAGGCGGCAGUUCCACUCCCGACCGGCACACCACGCUCGCGGCUGAGCUAAACUGAACUAAGAAAAGAACGAAUCAGGUCUUGGAGUGAUUCCAUUCACAUCGUUCACUCAGCAGUUCGGUUCUUUUGAAUGGAUCGUCCAUGAACGACACGACACUAAUUAAAGGACUGCAGAGUUUUUCUCAUAUUGUCUCCAGUCAUGAUGCUAAGGGUCCUGCAUUAAAGUAAAGUAGGCUAACAUGAAAAUUAUAAAGUUGGGAAAACUGAAAGAUUUGGAUAAUCAUUUUUAAACAAACAUCUGUCCAUACUUCAUAAAAUAUAAAGCCAAAUAUGAACUCUUUGUGGAGAGGACCUAUGCAGAAAUGUUGUAUACCAUGGUACUGAGCCACUUUGAAUCACAGCCCUAAGCAUGUGCACCUUUUACCUGGUGGGUGGAGGUCAAGGUUUGCCGGCUCUGCUUUUCAUGAAGCUCAAAUUAGUCAUCAGCGACCCUCAGACCAACUGGUGCCAAUUCAGAGACAUGACGCUCUUUUGAUUUGGACAUUUUGGAGCUACAAGGUUUGUGUAAUAGUCAUCAACUAUCAGCCGGUCCAAGGCCCAAUAUUCACAUCAGUGUAAGGUCUUCUCCACAAUGUGAACGGCACUGAGGCACAAAGACAGGACUGAGUCGUUCCUCACUAAGAUUACUAACAUUGGAGGCAGAACCAGAGGAGUCACAGAGGUGGGAUGGGAUCACUGCGAGUUGAUGCUCAGACCUGCUUGUUUGUGUGUGUGUGAGUGUCAAGCCUCUGCUGUGUGUGAAGCUCUGGAGUUUCUGCAAUGAUUUGUUAAUCACACCCUGGGACACCAGUGUCACACUUUGGUGAGAUCAAUAUAAAAAGGGCAGAGGGGUUAUGAGGGCAGAGCGUCAUUACGACACCACUGAGGACUCUGAAUAUGACAGGAGUGAGUUAGACUCAGGAUCUAAAAGUAUGCACUCUUUAAUAUUAAUCUUAACUCCUUUUGUUUUUGCAGUAUUGAACUGUUGAGAAGCCCAUAUGAUAUUCUUCAUACAUCAUGCAGGCCUUAGAUUUCGUGCACAUAUGACCUCCGCUCUACUGUAGUUGUUCGCCUCAUGGCUUCUUGUUCGCAACCUCAGCUAAAGCCAUCAGCAUGUGGAAGUCUUCUCCUUCCUCUAACUUCAAUCUCCAGUCAACAUUUUCUUGAUGAGCUUGUUAAUCUUCUUCGCCCCGGUGGCUUCAUAACGUGCAUGCUAACACUGUCGGCAAAUGAUGGGAUUGAAGAUGGCCUAUCUUCUUUUCUGCUUUUCUCCACUUGUGCUCAAAAAUAACUCAUUCAACUUGUUGUUUUAUGGUGACAUGUACUGUUUGGUUUCAUUUAACCAGCACUGCUACAAAAGCCUUCAUGUUCAUUUUGACUCUGCCAUGAUAGAUCAGGGACAUCAAGUGUUGUUGAUUUUGUGUGAUAUCUAUCUGUCCCAUCCAGGCAAGCCAUUUAAAGCAGUGCCAAUAUUCGUUAGAUUAGAUUAGAUUUGAAGUCAAUCACUCACUUCUGCCUUAAUCAGAUCCAUAGGUGGUAGUUUUUUCACUUUUCCUCCAGAUAUUCAGCAGAAAACUCCUUGGAUCCUUCUGCAGCAUAAGAAAAAAAGGAAGUAAAGUGAGUUGAACAAGUGUGAAGUCAAACAUUAAACCCCUGUGGCGUCUUCUGAAUAUUCAUCGGUGCAGAAGAUUUUACGGAUGAUACAGAAGGGUUUUGUUUUCAGAGUUAGAUGCGCUGCGUUGCACGGCUUCAAAAGGUCAACAACACGUAUUUAAAACAGAACGAGCGCAGUUUGUCACGCACAUGCUUUAAUUUUCCUCAUCGGCUGCUGUAUACAGUAAACAAUAGGAUUAUUCUGUGUUGAUCUGAGCUUCAUAAAUAGACUUAAUGUGCAGCUGGGUAUGGUGAUAGUUGACCUAAAUCUGACUCUGCUGCACAGGCCUUUCAUCUUCCUACAGGACCUUUUAUUUUGGUGUUCCUGUGUUAAAAGAGAGGAUUUAUUUUGUCAUAUUCUCCUUAUGUUUUGUAUUUGUACCCCAGUUCCUCUAGAUGAAGUCUGAUGUUGCGUUCUGUAUUAGCAUUUAACCCCUUCAUCUUCCUCCUCCUCUCUGUUCAGAAGAAGGCUUAGCAACAGGCUUUGUCAGAUUGUGUGUGUUGUUCCUGUCUAAUCAUAUUAAGUAUGUCAUCUGGUUGUAUUUUAAGUGCUUUACAGAAUCAUUAUCAGUCCUCGUUCAUAUGCUACAUUAGUGGAAUAUAAAUGAGAGACAUGGCCUCUGUGUUGCUCUCUUUCUGGCUAGCUUAUGUAAGCUUUAAGAGUUUCACACUCUUUGAAAUUCAAUGCACAGUUUAGCGUCUUUAAAUGCAGCCAUUUUCUGUAAAAUCAUAUUGAGUGGAAGCUUAACGCUCCUCCAAUUAAAUUAUGAUUAGGAAUGUUUAAUUAAAGCUCAAAGUUAGCUUAAAAGCUUAAAGUUUUUUGACAUUUACACGCCUUUUUGUGAUAUGAAAAGGCAAACAAGACCAUCGGAGAGAAGAUUGUCUUUAUAUUGUAAUAUCAAAGGCCUGAAAUGCACGGCUUUGUGAUUUGGUGCUAUAUAAAUAAAAAUUUAUUGAUUUUUUUGAUUGAUUGAAACUGGUGUGAGGGGGUAGGUGUUAAUUUUUACAAUUUCUAACCACAAUAUUAUCAAUUAAUGAUGCAUCAGGCUGUCAGAAGUCAGUAGGAUGAGAUUUCUUUUCUGAAGAUACUACGCUACCAUGAAAAAUACCAGAUAAGCAAACACUGCUUUGCCCACAGGGGGCGCCAAAGUUGACGCAAACCUAAAGUUCCUCACAGGAGCUUUAAUUAGGUCUAUUGGUGUCUUCAUCAGUGCAAGUUAGCACCAGAAUCACCAGUUGGUUUAACUAAUCAGAGCUACUUUUAAUAUCGAAGGCUGCCAAUUUAGUUACAGGACAACCAAACAACAACUAGCUGUAGCCUGGGUUCCAAUGGCUGAUUGACAGCAGGCUGAAAAAUAGCCUUUUUUCGCUUUUUAAAACAAACAUGGCAAAUGAGGUUACAGAAAUACUGAUCACAGAUCUGCUGUUUCUUUGUAAUAAAUUCACAUUUUUACUAACAAAGGAUACCGAUCAUUUUCCAAACCUGGCCUUGCAAAAGCAGCUGUAGUUCAGUAACAACUAGAAAAUCCUGAAAAUAUGUUUUAAAACAGCCACUGAUGUUGCGAGACAAAAUAAACCCCGACAGAUCCCCUGCAAGUCUGAGAAACAGUUGGAUAGUAUUUACACAGAAACACAGAGUGAAUCCAGAAGCUUCAUACAUCACUGUGUCCUCUGCUGUCCCUGGGUAAAAUUACUACCAUGAAAUAGAAGGCUGCGUGUGCCUUUGUGAGUAUGUAUACGGCGAGGGAAAGUUAAUAGAUCCUUUUAAAGUGGUCUGCUGUAAGCCGAUAACCUCUGAUAUCUUGACUCUGUACAUGUGAGUGUCUAUUACCGAGACCCAGGCUUGCUCUUUUGCUCUCGCAGUCACUGAGAAAUCUGUGUGUGUUGCAUUAAAAUAAUGUUCCCCCUUGUGACAAAAAAAGCCGAGGUGCUCUUGUGCUGCAGAAGGAUUCAGGUCAUUGUAUGUGCAGCAGCAGCUGAAAUGAAACUGAUGUCUGAGAAUAAGAUGCCCGCCGCUGUCUUUUGUCUGUUUUCAAUGUAGCGCUCGGAGCCAAGGCUAUCUCAGGGUUGGCUCUUCAUUCAAAGAAAUGAAUCUCACUCCACUCUGCUGGAAUAUAUAUAUUUUUAUUUUCGCUCUAUGCUUAAAAAAAAAGGUGACAUCACAUCACACAUAUUGUCGGCACAUUUGGCCUCUCCUCUCUGACUGAAUGAAGUCAGCCGGUUUCCAGGGCGGUUGUGAAACGUAUCCUCUGAGUGACAGACGGGAAAAGCUUGUCAGUCAUCGUGUGACAAAGUCGCACAGCAGCUGGUCGGGGUUUCACCUGUUGAAAUGACAAAUGACACUAAUUAUCUCUCUCAUCUCCUCUCUGUAGUGGUGGCAGCGGAGCCGCUGGUCCGAGGUCUGAGGAAAAUCCCCGAAGAUAUCGACUGGUCCUACUCAGGUCAGUAUGAACCAUAGAUACAGCUGUAAUGGAGGAAGAAUUGUGGGAAAUAUUUCACAAUUUUUAUUUAUGGGAGGUUGAGUUUUCUGAGUUUAUUUUCUCUUUGUUCUCAAACUUAUUUUAGUUUUUCUUCAAAAACCUUUUUAAUUAGCUCACAAAGCUCCUUUCACACACGCACACCUGCAGUUCCCACUUAUGCAACAUGUGUAGAGAGAGAGAAACAGGCACAGUCUUAACACAAGGAUCACUGAGGAGUAAAUUCUCAAAGACUGAAGUGCAGCUGCUAAUUGCACCGUCAUUUGCACAUCAUUUUUUCCUGCUGUCUCCUCUGUCUCUGCGUCUUAUUCACAAAGAAACCGCACUCAUGAUAUUCAAGCACAAAAACACCCACAAUGCUCUGCAGCUCUAUGCAAUUUUCAGCACUUCUACUCCUGAAAUGAGCUAUUAACAGAGCUGCACUGCGCACUCUCAUCCUGAAGGCGCUGAUUCGUAUGAAGGACAGAAGACACUUCGCUUCACAGCAAAAGCAGCCUGGUUAGAUCUUUAAAAAACAUUCAUGCAUUAAAGUAAAACAUAUGUACGAGGUUAGCACGUGGUUAUUACAUUCAUUGCCAUUUUCAAAUAAUAUUACAAUGGCAUUAGGGCUGGGCGAUAAACUGGAAAUUUACAGAUACCGAAAUUUACGACAAUAACCAACGUCAUUUUGUCUGUAUUGGUAAAUUCAGUGUCAAAAAUAAAUAAAUAAAAGUUGGUUUUGGAUGUGUGUAGGUAGGCUAUGGUCUCAUGUCCCUUUUAAGACGCUGUCCUACGUCAGAGACGUGACUCCACCCCAUCCAGUCCGUAACAAAGAGGGAAAGACAGGUGAGGAGAUGGAGGACGGUUCAAAAGUCGUAGCGGCUGAAGUAGACGAAGUUAAUGUGAUAGGGGGUGAGCAGUUUGUGGAGUAGUUAUCGUUAUCGAGGUGAACUGCUCAGUAUAUCGUGAUAUUGAUUUGAGGCCAUAUCACCCAGCCCUAAAUGGCUUAAUCACUGGAAAUUUACAAUUACCACCAACUCCCAGCUGACGGUAAAAGUUUCUUCCUGUCUGCUGUUGUCGUUAUUGUUUGUGAAUUAAAUGUUAUUUGCUGUACGGCUUAUUUGCAUAGGAAGAAUCCUGUCAUUGCUCCAAAUGAAAAUGCCUAAUGGCUCUUUAAAAUGAUUAAAAGACGACACCAGUAUGCAGCGGCACUGUUGGCUCUGCAGUGAAGUUUGUGAUGCACUGAACCCCGUGUGCUGGCUUUGUGAAAUAAACCAAGGGUUCCUGAAUUUUGCAUGCCAAGCACGCCCCGGCAGAGACCCCUUAUUGUCGAUUCAUUGUCUUUUUUUGUUAAUAGUCUCAUAAUUUCUGUCUCAACAAUAAUUAACUGAAGUUUUUUUUACACAUUUCCUUCUUGUUAUUUAUUCACAACGUUCAUUACGUCUUCCCUCUGGUAUCAACAGACUCUGCAGUUGCAUCUUUACAGCAUUUAACAGCACCGGUAGUAACAACUAUUCCAAGGUCAGCAUUCAACAACUUUCAAUCAAGACUUUCUUUUUCAUGCAGCCGUGCCAUGGAUUAUUUUACACCCAUUAGGAAGUGAGAAAAAAUGAUAAAAAGCAAAUAAAAACACAGUCUGCAAAGAGGUAGUUGUUAAUGCAGCCAUGAUGGCAGCAACAAGUGAUAAUGGAAAUAAAGUUCUUUUAUGACUGCUCUUUAGUUAUGCAACCAUCAAUCAGUGACAGGAAGUUCAGUGAGAAAGCCCUGAAGACGGAUUCGUCCUCAGCUCACCCGUCAGAAUCACACAACACCUCUCAAAUCAGACCCAGGGACAGUUCAUCAGACCGGUAGAGCCAGUGUGAGCAGGCUGGAAACCACAUGAAUUAAGGGAAUUAUCCAUUAACAGCUCCCGUGAGAGAGCCUUAAUCAGCCUCAGACCAUAUGUCAGACGUCCUCAGCUAACUCAGCACAAAGCCCCCACUGGGCUAAGCUAGGAAACAAGGAGUGGACUCAGACAGACAGUACUGGUCCCAGAGGGAGAGAUUAGCUUCUUACUGGUCGGGGGCAAUCAGGAGGAACGAUCAGCUUUAACAGGUCAUCAGGGGACUAAACACAGAGCUAUUACACUUAUUAACCGAGACCCCCAGCGGAUCACUGCUGAUAACGGAGAUGCCAUUUGAAGCCGAUUCAGGCUUCUACUUUUAGGCCUGAAUGUUACAGAAAAUAUGUCGACCAAAAUUAUUAUUAAUCACUAGGGCCAAUUUUGGCCCGUUUGAGAUGAAUCUGUAAUCAGCCAAAACUCGCCCAUUUUCGCCAAUAUUUUCAGAAAUAAAAUGCGGAGAAUAAGAUUUGGUUUCACUUCGAAAAUGUUCCGCCAUUUGAAAAAUUCCCCAACUUAUCCUGUAGAUGGCGCAGCGACUUCAUGACAAUCUUCAUCCACUAACUACCUCACAGCACAGCACAGUGACAGAUCUGAAGCAGGCAGCUCAGGGACGCACGGAGGAGAGUGGUCCGCCUCAACGGGAAAUAAACCAGUUUGUGAAAUACACAACAAGUCAACAAGUUUCAGUUCAACCCACUUAAUGACGUUCCCUGCUGUGCUGGUCUCGAUCACGCCGAGUUAAUGGUGAAGCACCAUGUAAUAUGCAAGCUUAAGUUAGAGUUAGCCACCUGCUAUUAGCCUUGCUACACUGUUAGCCGUGUCAGUAACGGUAGAAUAAACAACAGUACACAUUAGUGAUUGAGCUACUUCUCUUUCUGAGGCAGCUGCAUGUCUCCACAUGAGACCAGACCGGAAACGAGUAACAUGAGUUUCAUCAGUUUUCAUCAAUUACAAGAUUUUAAUCAGGGGCUAAAUAAUCCAAAGACUUCCGGUCUUGGCUGACAGCGUACAAGCUAAAAACUGCAUGUUUGAAUAUAUUUCUUUUUCUGUUGGUUUCAUAUAUAAUCAGAUAUGAAUAUCCAAAGCUAGUCUCAAACACCUUCUGUGUAAGCCUUUCAUCAGGCAGUUCAUGACGACGAAGCUUGAAGUUGGAACUGAUUAAUUUUCCUCUUUUGCUUUUUAUGUCUCCAAAACUGAACUUCUGAUGCCAGUGUGGGUGGAAUAAUCUGUAUGUCAGCUUCUCUGUAAGUUAUAGAGAUAAACAACCAUUAAUGCACACAUUCACACCUACAGGUGUGUUCAUGGUGAACCGGGAACCGUCUUGCCCUGACUUUAAGAGUGUGCAAAAAUAUACAUUUAUCGUCAGUCUGUUGCUUAGAGACAGCGUUCAACAGCUCAAAUGAAAAAAGGAAAUGUAUUUAUGGACGGCACUGACAAACUAAUUACUUUCAUACGUCUAAACAUCCAGCUCCAUUAAUUUUGCACACAGCAUUAACUGUGUAAACUGGUGAUGAGCCAUGUUUAAUGGUCUUGUAAUGCUGCCAUGACUCAUCCCUCACACACACACACAUGAAACCAGUGCGGCCGUGAGAUUUUGUUUAUUCCUCCUGUCCUGAGUCAUUUCUGUCAAAGCAGCAUGGAUAGAAGUCGACACGUGUGUAUUUUCAUCCUUCAGAUUGUUUUCUUUCCUCGGUGGAAUCUUUACCAUCAGCUCGUCGUAUACGGUCUGUUUGACUGAGUGAUGAGUUUUGACUAAAGGAACGAUAAAUGAUGAAAACCGUCAACAAUAGAAAGAACGAGGAGAAGCUCUCUCUUUACCUUCCUCCUCCUCUAAGCUUUCAUUCAUCCUGAUUAAAAACUCCUGAUCAUUUUUCUAUAUUUUAUCCUGAACUGUAUUUUGGCCUUUCUUUAUAGUUUUCAUGUAUUUUUUCAUUUUACUUCCUCUCUUUUUUUUUUCUACUUUUUCUUUCUAUCUUUUCUUCUUUCUGCCCCAUUUUCUUCCUUUAAUUAACUCUGUUAUGUUGUAAUUUCCUUUUUUUUUCUGUAUUUCUGCGUUUUUCAAUUUGUCUUUCUGGCUCUUUCUAUUUUCUGUCACUCGUUUUCUGUUUUCUUGUUGUCUGUUAUUUAUACUUUCUUUGUCUUUCUUUUUCUGUCACAUUAUCUGUUUCUGGUUAUUUUUUCUUCUCACUCCUUUUAAUCUGUUUUUUUUUUUUGCUUUAUUCUUUCAUUUUCUUUUGGUAUUUUUUUUUCCUGUUUUCUGUAUCGUUUUUCUUUAUUUUGUCUUUCAAUUUGUUUCUUUUUCUUUUCUUUCUAUCAAUCUUUACUUUAUUAUUUUUUGUUUGUUUGUUUGUUUCUUUCUUUCUCUUUCUCUUUUAGUUCUUUCUUUUACUUCUUGAUGAUUGAAUUUCUUUUGUUUCUUUUUUCUUCCUUUCUUUCUACCUUUUGUUUCUUUAUUCUUUAAUUUCUUUCUUUUUUCUUGUUUUCUUUCUUUUGUUUCUUUUAUUUCUUUACUAUUUAAUUUCUUUCUUAUGUUUGUUUGUUUCUUUAUUUCUUUUGUUUCUUUCUUUACUUUCUUUUUUGUUUCUUUACUAUUUAAUUUCUUUCUUUCUUUCUUUUGUUUGUUUCUUUCUUUGCAGUUUCUUUUUUCUUUCUCUUGACUUUUCCUUUUAACUGUCUUAUUUCUGACUUUUUUCCAUCUUUCUCUAUCUUUUUCUCUCUUUCUCUCUCUUUAUCAUCAUUUGAGUCAUGUCUUCAUCCUGAGGCGUCAAACUUCUUGUUUUUCUUUCCCUGAAGUUCAUCAUCUCAGCUGAAGUUGACUCAGGGGCUGUUCAUCUGGACUCAUCGUAACUGUAGCUGUCUCUCCAGUGUGUAUCUGGUGUGUGUGUGUCUGGUGUGUGUGUGUGUGUGUGUGUGUGUGUGUGUGUAUGUGUGUGUGUGUGUGUGUGUGUGUGUGUGUCCGUGCGUCUGUUUGUGUGGGCUUAAACGCGGCCUUGUUUUUCUGACCGGCUCUGUUUCUUGCCUUGCGCUGUGCGCUGAGUCGUGAGUAAAAACAUUAACAUGUGAAAGAAGCGCACUUCAUUGUGAGGCGCCGUGCACAGCUUUUUAGUUGGGUAAGAAGUACAGAGGAGACAAAGGGAAAUAAAGAAAAGAGGGGGGGGGGGCAGAAGAGGGAGAAAUAGAGUGAAAGAGAGUUGAGGAAAAAGAAGACCUCAGGUUGAAUAGGAGAGAAGCAGAGAGGGAAAGUUAAAUUAGCAGAGAGAAAUUGGGCUUUUCCCACAUCACCCUGAAUGAGGACUCACCAGUUUGAACCACAAAGAGAAACUAAGAUGUGUGUGUUGUUAUCCAAGCAAAAAAAAACAAAACUUAGAGAUAAUACAAAAUAAGGAUUAUAAGAGAAAAAGGAAAAAACUUCAGAAUAAGGGUACAGAGUUUUGUUGCGUACUUUAUUCGAACCUCCACACAGUUCAGUAACUCGAACAUGUAAAGUUGGAAAGUUUCUUUACCCAGUUUGAAAGUUUCUUAUUUUCAGGAUGUCUAUUUAAUAUGUGUAUUAAUAUCAUCCUUAAUCCUCAUUUAUACAGUGGCUAUUUUUUGAAUGGACAAGCCUUAUGUAGUUUGUUUAAACCACCAAAGCCACACUUAAAUGUGACGGUGUGGUCUAUGGAGGAUUUCCUGUUUGUGUCUGUGCCCAUCCUUAUUCUUAAAGGGCCACCCCCAUUGCCUAGCAACCGGUAGUUAGCUGGCUAACGAGCAAAAAUAACGACCAUCAACCUGCACCGGAAAUUUAAUGCAGAUUUUUAGAGAGGUUAAGCAGAGGUAGGAACACCAGGGGCGCAGCCGGUGGUGCUGUUAAAAUCGCACAUCAGAAGGCCUCCCUGUGGCAGUCGGCUUUUUCCAUAAAUGUGGAACUCACUGCCAACGGUAAUGAGAUUAACACGAGACAGAAAGAUUUCCAACAAAAGCAGUGAAAGAUACAGUUAUUUCUUCUAACUGUACCACAGCGGGACAACCAAAUCUGGUUUUGGGUGAUCGGUACAGAGUUGAAAAGGCUCUUCUAAUGAUGGAGAUGAUCAAUAUUGUUGAUAUUUUGUUUUCUAGUGAACCCCUAGGAGAACAUUUGACAUCCAAGCGUCUAUAAAUGACAUUUAAUGCAGAUUUAAGUGUAAUUGUGUGACCCCUGGUUUUAUUGCAGUUCGUUUGUAUUUUGUUUCCUCUGACAUGCAAACUCCUGCGUCGGGAUUUUGUCGUUAAAAUCAACUAACUUGACUGAUCUUAAUGUCUCUGUCUUUCUUGUUGCUGCAGACUGGAUUUUGUUCUUAUCUUCACUUUCUGUUAUUUUUUCAGUUACGGCUCUGUCAGCUUGAUUUAUUUGUUUUGGUUUCAACUCAUCCCAAGCUAAAGUCUCUGUAGCUAAAGAGGUAUUAACAUAAAACCUGCAGGUAUACUCUGCGUGUGUUUGUGCAGGAGAGCAUCCCUGCUGCUCCUCUCCCUCUCUGCCAUGUGUCCUCUCCUCGGUCUCUACGGGGUCCCUGGAACCUUCUGCCUGGAAGACAACCCCCAGGGCCCCGUCUGUUUAGUGUGUAGGUGUAAAAUCAUUCACUCUGAUAGGUCUGCGCUUUUUAUCUGGCAGGCAAACGCAAUUAGAUGCAUUACAUUUUUUUAUAUCCCUUUACAAAUAUCACUACAAAACUAUGGGACUCUGUGUGCUAUUGCACCAUCUUCCUGUUUUAUACAAUUUUUGUAUCAGCACAGCUUCUGAGGAAGAGGUAAUCUUCUGCAGAAAAGCUAAAGCAUCAUAUGAAGAAUAAACAAGAUGAACAGGGAUCUGAAGUUACGCAGAGACAAACAGAAUGCUAUAGACAGUGUAUGUGUUAUUCAUUAGUGAUAAUGUUGACUGUAUUUUGUCAGUUUCUUCUACCUCUGCAUCUCCGUCUCUGCCUCUCCUCCUCUCUCGUCUCCGUGUCUGUCUCUAUGUCUCCUCUCUGCGCUUGAUCCAAGUCUUACCCGGGGGCGAUGCAAGCUGCAGUACUCCCCAGUGUUUUGUCUGGGGAAUACACACUCACACUCUGUCUUACACACACACUCUCCCUCUCUGUCUCUCUCUUUCUCUCUUACUCGCAGAUGCAGAUUCGGCGUACACUUCUUGUGUGUGUCUGUACAUUUCUAUAAGAUUACUUCAUGACCCAUUUGUUCGUGGUUUAAAUGGGUCGGUUGGAAAUUGAAGUGGACCGAUGCAGACAUGAAAUGAGUCCUAUUUUCACAUUAAGAGUCCGAUCACACUCCUGGUUAAAGAGUUCAUCCGUUUCCAAGAAAACACUCUCAUCUAACCAUCGUUAAUACGGCUGAAUCAUUAGGAUUAGACUAAUAGGGACAGCGUGAAAGACUGUUUGAAGGCUCCAUCUCACCAAAUCCCUGCAGAUGUCUGAAUGUAAUAUGUUCAGUCAUGGUAGCAAUCCUCAUUUAGGAUCUGUGAGCAGAUGUGAACAGUUUAAAUUUGUCUCACACACAUGUAUUUGUUAGAUUGACAAACAUUUGAGAGUGAGAAUUUGCAACACGCUCCCUUUCAGUUCGCUACUAUCCGAUCAUCUCCUGUUUGACCCUUUACCUAUCAAAUCAAUCGACGAUACACGUUAGCAAGAGGCCAACAGGAUGUACACAGAAUGAUGAAAACGCCAUGUUUACAGCUCUGCAGCACUUUUUUUACAAAAGGAAAGUUUCGUCUUUUUUCACAUCCGUUUUUAGGCCAGUUUCAAUCCAAUUGAGUCGUACACAUGCAGGAGAAAAACAAAUUAUGGAGGUGUAUUAGUCCAACAAUGAGAAGUUUGAUUUACUGUGAUUCCAGUCAGACUAACGUGUGUUCUGUAACAGUCUGGACGAAGGCAAUAACUCUGUUUUUUUAAAGACCAUGUAAACGUACUGCCUGAAUCAUCUCACAACUCAAAGAUCAUAAAUGCGAAUAAAUAACAAGCAUACCACAGGUAUCACACUGUAGUUUAUUCUAGUGGUGUUAGGGAUCACAGUGGGGAACCAUUAUGUAUUCAGAUAAGAUCAAUAGCAAGUCAAGGCUAGCUUUUAAACCAGUAGGAGUUUAAGGUGGAUGGCAGUUUUUCCUAAACCUACAAGUGUUUGAUUGCGAUCUGGAACAGCAGCAAUUUUUGCUGUAUGCCAAUUCCUACUGGAUCCGUAUGUGAGACGAAUUUCAUGGCUGAUACAGACAGCGGUAAUGUUUGUGGGUUUCUCAUGACAUGAUGAGUCAAAAACAUGGAUUUGAAUUGUAAUUUUUUUUAUUGGGACUUAUCAUCAUAAAUCUUUUAGCCCAUAUUGCCCAUCCCGAGUGUCAAAAAGCUGAGGGAGAAUCUCUUUGAACUAUUUUUCUGCUGAUUGAUUUUAUAUGACGUGUUUGAUCUGCUUGUUUCUGGCGUCGCUCUUGUUGUGCAGAAGUAUUAACUGUUGUCGAAAGGUUGUUGUCAGGGAGUUUAGAUGACUCAAAAUGAAGAAUUGAAUGCAGCCAGGUGAUUAGCAAGAAAGCUGCGUAAGAAAAUACUUCACCACACAUUGUUGUCAACAUCAGCAAAGCCACUUUAAAAGCCGGUCUUUGUCACGCCGGGGUUGUUUUAAUACAUAUUCAUGGUUGUAGUUCUGAUGUGUAAUCUGUCUGAAGCUCUUAAUCUGAGCUUGUCAGUGUGCAUUACCCCGUCUUUGUUAUUUUUAAUUAUCACCAUUAGAACCAGUGUUUUGCAGCGGAGGAUGUAAAAGCUGAAGUGGAGGCUUUCCCGUCUUUAAAAAAAAAAGAUUAAUAAUAGAAUAAGGAUGAAGCUUUGAUCCCUGAUUUCUGAUUGCGUCUCUCCACCAGCGAGCUGCUCGCCUCUGUUGUCUCCCUCUCUCAUCUUUCAUGAGUCUGUCUUUCUCUCUCUGUGUAGAUGCAUGUAUUCACCACCCACCAUGUUCUCAAACCGCUCUCUUAGUCACCAAAUACUUUAGGCUGGCUCCUCUUCUGCUCCAGUUGUUGCUCAGCCUGUGUGGCAGCUCCUGGAGCCCCUGUGGGAGACGUGAGGUAAUCAUGCAGAGGUGUGUAUGUGUGCCCCUUUAUACAGAAACACACGCUUCAUGCCCCCCCCUCCCCAUUUACUGGCCUUGUUUCCCGCUUGCGCCAUUGUUCAGCCGGGUUAACGAGGCUGUAAUUUAUGCUCUUCGCCAUCCCACGGUGUAAUGUUGAAUAUCUGAAAUGGUGGAAAAUUUCACACAGCGUGGUCAUGGUGAACAACCUGGACGAUCCGGUCCCUCCAAUCAACACUCAUGAGAAGAAGCAGACACUUUGUUUGUUUGUUUUUUGCGUAUUUCUCAGUUUUCGUAGAGAGUAAACUCACACAGGCGUGCUCAGAAAAAAGAAAACAGUAAAUGAGUUCAGAGAGCAAGUGUGCCAUCUUCAAUAUUUAACAAGGUAACUCCACGCACGGAGUCUCGUCCCGACCCCCUCUCGCUCCAGAAACCUUUUCAUAUUCACACGUCUAGACACCGGAGAUCACAUGAAGAGCACACGGGGACUCUGAUUCAUACCCUCCGGUUUUUCUUUUCUCAUUUUGAAUAACCCGACAGGUCUGAUUGUCAGAUACUCCGGCUGCUGAUGUGCGUGACAAUCCACCAUUAACAUAGAAAAUAUGAGUGGGGUAGAGUGUGUGUGUGUGUGUGUGUGUGUGCAGCUCUUUCUCUGCCAUUCAUAAUAGAUUCAUUUAGUAGCUUAGAUCUUGUCAGCCUCAGACUCCCUCCUUUAUGUCACUCAGUGUGUGUGUGUGUGUGUGCGUGUGCGUGCGCUCAUGAAUGCAUGCACAGACAUUGAUUUUGGAGAAUAGAAACGUCUCCCCUCUCACACAGGAGCAGCUCUUAUUUCUCUGCUCAGGCUCCGCUGUGUGAUAAUCAAAGAGUUUUACGACAGGCAGAGACACUGAUUGAAACGCAUGACACCAGCCAAGGCAAAACAACUCCUCUCUAAAGGUAAACACACGGAGUAAAAUUGGGGUUACAGGGUGAAGUAACAAGGAAGAGACUGUCUCAUAACAGCAGAAGCCUUGUUUUUAUUUGUAUUUUUAUUAUUAGAAGUUGAAUCCACAUUAUUCUCCUCGUAUUUCAUUUGGAGGUAGUUUCCUGGUUUCCUUCAAAUCGGACCUGGAAACUUCAGACCCCACUUGAGACAGCUUGAGCUGAAAUAACCUCAAAAACCUGGAUCAGUCCAUCUCUAGUUGCCUCUAUAGACUCUGUAAAACAUGUAGGGAGUCUCAUUGGUCUAUGAAGAAAGAACAAUGGAAGUCAUCCUUUUGGAAAUGCUGACUCCACCUUACUUUACGGGCAACUUGGAAACAGGCAACAAGGUGGAGCCGAGGCGGGCCACCAGCCUCCUGGCAAACAGCUACGUCAUGGAAGCCUGUCAGUCAACUCAGUCACACUUUUAAAAAGGCAAAUCUAUGCAGAAGUCUCACUCUCAAUAUCUUUAAAACACUUACAUAGGGCUGGGCGAUAAGGCCUCAAAUCAGUAUCACGAUAUAUUGAUCAGUUCACCUGAAUUACGAUAAAUGGAUGAUAACUACUCCAGAAGCUGCUCACUUCCUCCCACAUUAACUUCGUCUACUUCAGCCGCUACAACUUUUGAACCGUCCUCCAUCUCCUCACCUGUCUCUCCCUCUUUGUUACAGACUGGAUGGGGUGGAGUCGCGUCUCUGAUGUAGGACAGCGUCUUAAAGGGACAUGAGCCCAUAGCCUACCUACACACAUCCAAAACCAACUUUGAUUUAUUUAUUUUAUUGUCUCCAAAUACACUGAUAUGGGCAAAAUGGCGUCAGUUAUUGUCGUAAAUUUCGGUAUCUGUAAAUUUUCGGUUUAUCGCCCAGCCCUACACUUACAUGUUUCCCGCCUGUGGGACUAUUGAAGGAACAUCUUAUCUUAUGAUUUAUAAAAAUCAUCUUUUUCAGUUGUGUAUCAUCAAGAAGGAGAUAUUCAGUUACAUGUUCAGUUUUGCUUUAAAAAUGGAUGUUAGUAUGUGUUUAUUGAUGUUUAUUUCUAAGCCAUUCCCAAGAGGACCCUCAAAGACUUGCAGUUAUUCAUGAUUCAUGAUUGCUGAAAACAGACUGAGUAACUUCAGGGUUAAGUGAACCUCUCUCCUGGAUUUUCAUACUGUGAUUAAAAAGGAGUUGUGCUUAUUCCAAACAUAUAAUUCAUGUUUUUUUGAGCGCCGCAGACGUCUCCUCUUGAGUUGCUGCAGUUACAGAAAAAAAACUGAUUAAUUCUAAAUCACUGUGAUUGCUUCGUCCGGGCUGAUUGGUUGAACGUUGAUUAAAAAGCUUGUUCCUCGUUCUCUCAGAGAGCAGGAACAUUUAGUGAAGUAAGUAGCUGUGUUUUUCUACUUCAUCUCGGAUAAAUUGAUUGUUGCAUAAGCAGGCUGCCCAUACUGCCCCCCAAAAAGUAUCCCAUUGAGACCCCAGUGUGAUCAUGUGACCGUGGCUCCUUCUCACAGCAGAGAUCUGCUCUUUUCAGGCUGGAAACCCUCAGCUGUGACUAAGCAGACAAACCACUGAGCCAGCAGGCCCGUCACCCUCAGUCUGGGAUAACUAAAUGACACGCAGCAUUAAUUAGGAUAAUUAAUUACACCUGUGCUUUACCUGCUGCGAUGUCUCAUUACUCCUGCUGUGAAUACGGUCUGUUAUAAAGGCUGCUUGAUUGAAUACAUGAGCACCGUGGUGGCUGGUGAAUCAGUUGAUUUGUAUUUUUCUUUAACAGCGUAACGCCACACUCCUUUUCCACUCUUUUGUACUUUUGUGUCUUUAUGUUCUGGUCCAAAGGAUGUAGGGUAUCCAGUACUUCUAGGGCCCUGUGUGAGAGAGAUGAGGUUAAACUUUCUUUCCUUCCAGACACACAAUCGUGCAGCUUCAGAAGCACCGCUGUGGCUUAAACUGAAGCAGCAGUCGUUUUUUGCCUUUAAUAUUUGAUACAUAUUCAGCUAUUUCUGCCAGCAGUGAGGCGAGCGGAGAAGACAGCCCCCAAAAAGAGUCAAGCCCUACAUUAUUCAAUUUAAUAAUCCUGCAUGUUUUCUGCACGGCGGCGCACGGCAACUCCCUCGCAGAAGGUGAAAUAAGUGCUGUGUGUCGUCGUCGUCGUGUGUUUGUGCGCGGAUGUUUGUGGGAGAUUAAUUGGUGUAAGCGUGGGCAGGAGGAGAGACACAGACAGCAUGUGUGCAUCAACGCAAACUUCUCAGAACAUCAGCGUGAAAUCAUCUGCGCGGGGUUGCAGUGUCUGUGUCUCCUCUCCCGUCCCCAUCAAUACACCUCUUCUUUCAUCUUUCUCUCUCUCUCCUCCAUUUGUUUUUUUUUUCUCUCCUCUAUCACCUCCUCUUUGCACCGGUGCCUUUGUGCUUCCUGCUGUUAGAUCUCCUUUUGUCCUCCGUGCACUCUCCUCCUCCUCCGUUGUCUCACCUCUCGCCCCUUGAGAGUGGCAGGUGAGCUGUAAUGAUUGUGGCGCUGUGGUUAAAAGAGCAGCAGCAGCAGGUGUAAAUGGUUUCUGCCUUGACUGCUUUAACAGCUGACUGAUUGCCGAGCUUUUGCAGAGCGCUAAGUUUCUGCCGUGAGUUGAAGAGAGUCAUAAUGCAGCCAUGGUUACCAAAACAACAUCGUAUGUGCUGUUUUUUAAUAGAUCUUGGCUGAAUUUGGUUAUUUUCACCAAUAAGAAUGAGCCUCAUCCCAUAUGGCAGACGUCUGAUACAGAUUUGUAAACAAACCGAGCAAAUCUAAUCCUAGUUUUCUCCAGAGUUAGUGUUUUCUGAUUGAUAUCAUCUGUUCUGUUUGUUUGGAAUCGUCUUAACACUUUAAUAAAGCAAACACAAGAAGGCAGAAAAGAAGAAAAUCACAUGCAUUCAGUCUUAAGGAUCUCCCAUGUGGCUUUGACAGCCAUCAGAAGACCGCAUACCGUGAAAAAGAGGAAGUAAAACUCAGAGAUAGGAAAUUUAAUUAACAUAUUUAAUCACCAAGUUUUAUACGUCGGCUGCCUUUGAGAGUUUGUGUGUGUGAGCGCGAGUGUGUGUACGGAUUUAAAUCAAGACAAGAAAGUCUACCUUCAGGGGAUUUCUUUUUUUCCCCUUCUCCCAAACCUGUCAGCUACUUGUUGCCAUGGCAGCGUAAUUUCAGAAGAGUUACUCUGUUUUUUUUUGCAUAUGCGUCUGUAAGUGUGUCUCGUGACGGUGAGUGAAGCAGGGGCCAGAUGUGGUCAUGGACACACUGACAACCACCCUGUCAUUUCCCCCAGCACGCACACACACUCUCACACACUCUCACACAUACACACUGAAGAUACUCACACUUUUACACAAAAUAUAGGUCACCAUGUAAAUGUGCUAGCUCUUUCCCUCUAGCUCAGUUCCAGAUGACUGAAUUUAUGCCUACAUCUCUAAUUUGCAGGCAACAUGGGACCGGCAUCUCUUGGCAUGAAGGCAGCGAAGUGUAAUUCCCCAAAAAAGACAAACUUUUGAUUAACUUGAAUCUGUAGCGACACAUACUGCAUAAAAAUAUCGAGUAUACAGUUUCUGGUUUCUCUUUUGAGAAAGUCUGAGUAUUAUUGAUCAGUUAUGUAACAGCAGCAGCAGACUGUAUGGAGAGCAAAAGCAGGCGGAAAGCAAAAUUUGAACUUCAGUAACCUCAUCAUGAUUCAUUUAUAUCUAUGAACUGGUGCAUGCAAGUGCAGCAAACAGUCUGUUCUCAAUCAAACAUUUCAACAUACUCAAUAAAUGUGUUUGACCCUUCAUAAUAAAAGCCAUUCUGCAUUAAAUUUUCAGACUUAUUUUGGAGUUCCUUCUCCUAAAGCGAGCCUGGGUGAGUCCGUUACAUGACCCACAACUCAAGAUCCACCAGAAACUGAUAUAUUUUGCAGACAUAUCUAGACUCUUGAUGUAAACAUGUAAACAAGAAAGUCUUUUAAAUGCUAACCACUGGCUGCACUAAAAUGCAAGCAAAAUUGUCCAUUCUUCCAUGAUGCUUCUGUACUGUAUAUAAACUGUCGUCCCGUCGCUUCUGAGAUUGACUCAUAUUUUAUCAUCUUCCUGCUUGAACAAACUGCACAGGCUCAGUGUUGUUGAUGUGUGCAGUACAGUGAAGAAAACAAUUUUAAUACAAACAUGAUUGACAGCUUAGAAGUUUGUCCUCUUUGUUUGACUUUAAUAUUGACAAGAAACAUGGCAGUACGGCACACUCAAAGUUUUGGACUGUUGUGACUUUAUCAGGACAUGAUACAGGACUGCUGCAGUUUGACGAUGACUCAAGGCUAGGUGUUCGAUUUCAGGGCUGACCUCUCCAGAUCUAGAAAAUACAACUAAGAAUAAUAAUCCUGGAAUCUUGUAGCUGUGUUUAAUGACUAUUCUGUUCACAAAUUCGUUUAGUGUGUUUUUUUUUUAUUAUUGUAAAUAAAUGAAGGUCAGAGUUUUCAUAGACAGUGAACUAAACAUUUUCACCUCAGCGCUCAGUCAGCUUAUUCCUAUUUCUACAUGUAACAGAUGAAACUGAUUCAGUUGAACUCCGUCUGUCUCUCACAUCCACACAUAAACACACACUUGUAUGACACACAACACUAGGAAUGUAAAGCCGAUACCUGUUAAGUCAUGUGUGACCCGUUACCGUUGAACCAUCUGCUCUGCCCUCAUUAGACCCUUUGUCUCUACUGUAUACUGUAAACCACACACAACAACACAGUCUAGUGACACAGCGCUGAAGAAGACGGCAGCGUGCUGACUGUUUAUAACACUUUGUAAACAUCUCUACAUUUACGCUGCAUUUAUAAGGCUUUAUGACUGUGAUUAUAAGAGGUUGGUUUUAAACAGGCGACAGUGUGAUUUUAAGAAGUGUGCAGCAACCCACCGUAUCAUUCAUUUACUACAAGUUUGAGAGAAUUCUCUAAGGCUGUAAAACCCUAGUCUGGUCGACUUAUUGGUUGAUACGUGCUGAGUCGUACUAAAGAGGAUUAGGGCCUCAUGAAGAAGGAAGAAGACUAAAGUCGAAAUUUUGGGUUUAAAAAAAAGAAAUUACAUCAAUAAAGUCAAAUUUCAAGAUUAGAAUUUGAAAUUUCUAAAUUAAAGUCAAAAUUUGGAGAUUAGAAAAUGUUGAAAUUUCAUGAAUAAUGUCAAAAUUUCAAGAUUAAAAAAAUACAAAUUUCGAGAGUAAAAAAAAAAAAGUGAUUCAUGUUGACAUGAAUAAAGUCGACAUUUUAAGUUUUUUAGAUUUCGACUUUUUUUCUCUUAUUUGGUUGACUUUCAUAAAGGCAACACCCUGUCUCAGAACACCCCUCCUUGUUUUCACCAUUUUGGAUUUGCCCAACCCGCUGGAGACCGACUGGAGGCCAUCUUUUUUUUUGUAGGACAGUAAGGGAAAGUCCCGUCUCCUUUGCCUCUGAUUGGCUAGAAGUGCUGGGCUCUUCUUGGAUUGGUUAUUCUUAUGGCUGUAAAAGGAUUAGUGUUAGGAGAUUCAGAAGUGCGAUAAUGUUCUGUAAUGUUCUGUUCGAUGUACAGAGCCGACAGCCUGCGUUGGGCUUGAGCGUGUGAUGACGUUUCUAGCUUUUCUAGCCAAUCAGAGGCGAAGGAGGCGGGACUUUCCCCUACCAUCCUCCAAAAAAAAUUGCAUCCUGUGGUUUGUCGAAUAUUUAUUUUAUAAUAUGUAUUUUAUAUUUUAUGUAUACUGAGAUCAGUAUAUUUUCACCCCGCCAUGUUGCGCUCUGUCGAGUCGGCUCCGCACGUUGCGACUCGGCGUUCCCCCUCCCCCAUUAGUCGAUUUUUGGUUGAAUAUUCCUUUGGUUGAUUACAGUCCUAGAACGCUCCUUUUUGACUGAAAAUGGUGUUUGAAUAACAGUUUAACUCGUCACUUAUUAAACUGUAUUAUACAUUACGCCAUCGUCUCAACUCAUAAAUAUUAGUCAGCAUAAAAAAUGCAGCCAAAGAGCCUUUUUCUCUUCUCCUACUAUUCCCUGAAUACGACUGGACGAACUGACUCUGUAUUAAGAGUGGUUGAAUGGUUGCACAGGACAUGAACAUCUUCAGCCAUGCAAAGACCGCUCAUCCCUGCACACAAAUGUACACAGCAGGUCUGAGUGUGCACACAGGUAACUAAGACACACGUGAAUGAAUAAUCUGCACCCACGCGCCAACUCUGCAUGUUAAUAGAAGUGGAGGUACUUUGAAUAUACAGUCAAAAAAAUGAAUAAAGCAUAGACACAUGCCGGUAGAUGAUAGUGUGACAUGCACUCAUGAAUAAAUCCCCAGAAAUACAAAUGCGCACCUCGCUGCAUCUCUUAAAUCUGACAGAAAACUCAAGACACGUGCUCAUAAAUAUAUAAAUCUGCAGUAAAUUUGAGUCAGAGCUCAGAACAUUUGGCUAAUUUAUUGUCUUAAAGAACGACACAGAGUUAAGACAUGUCACCCUUGUUUGCCCUACGAUGCUGUUAUUUUUUUUUCCCCGUCUUAACGCUCCGUACUCGCUUUCAAAUUAUUCACGUAAGAAGUACAGCUGUCGACACACAAACACACAUCUACAGCACUUCAAACGUUUAAGCAGAACCCAUGCUGCGCACCCCCUAAAAAAUCAAUUCAGAAGACACAUGUGCUCUGAAUAUAAUACACACAGCCAGGCUUUUGCAAUCCGCGCUCACACUUCUAUUUAGCCGCAGGAGAAAGAGCAAUCUGAGAGCAACCAAUCAGGUCCAUCAUCCACCUGUGAUAGAGCAGAAGUUACUUUGUUUGUUUGCAAGAAAUUGUCUUUUGAUUGACAUGCAAACGCACUCACUCCUAGUCAUUUAGAGUGACCAAUUAACCUGGAGUGCAUGUCUUUGAAACCCACUCAUGCAAACUCCACACGGACGGGAAAAAUAACGCUUACCGCUGCACCACGGCCUCAUUUCCCUGCAGAAUUUCACGGUAUGCCGUAUAAUUGCCAAUCGAUCAGGUGGUGGAGGUGUUUAAUUAUAGCAUUUAGUCAUAUUUCCUGUGGUUAUACAAUUUUCAUACAACAUUUAAACUGCACAACAACCUCAGCAAAACUCUGGGUCGGUAGUUCUUGAAUAACUUUGUCUGCUUUUCUUUCUCCAUGCAGGUGCCCUUAAUCAGCGCAACUGGGGUAAGAAAUUCCCGUCCUGCAACAGCGCCCGACAGUCGCCUGUGGACAUCGACGAGACCUUCACCCAGGUCAGACUGCAGUACCAGAAUCUACAGCUGGAAGGCUGGGACAGACUCACAGCUGAGUCCAGCACCAUCCACAACAAUGGGAAGACCGGUACGCCAAUCUUUAUCCCCCUUUGUCCUGUGUGUGUGUUUGUGUUUUAAAAAUCCAAGUUUGGACUGUCACCUAUCAUCCUUCUCGAGGAAGCAAUCUUUUCAUCGUCAUCUAGCAAGAAAUCAAAUCACAUGCUACUCUGCUUGUGUUCAAAGAGAAGUGACUUCUCUUUUCCUCUGCUUCAAUCCAAGAGAGGCUGAAAGAUAAAAUAUACAGCAGAGCCAAUCUGUGGAGAUGAUUAUGACAUUAUUCUGGAGCAGUGAGACAUGACUUCUGAAUCUGUAGAUGUAGAAAGAAAACAUUCUCAUCGUAGAGGUUAAUGAGAGAAAGGAGAAACAAGGACUUAAGGGAAAGUGUCAGACGAUGAAGAUGAGAGAGAGAGACCAAGUAAUUGAGAGAGAGGCAGCAGCUCUGAGACAUCAUGUGGAGGGAGGAAGGAGAUCGAUGUGAAGAGGCAGAGAUGAAACUCAGAGACAGAAAAGACCAAGAGGUAAAAAUGUAUAUAUGGAGAAGGAGAGCGAGCGAACUGAGCAGAGAAACGAGGACGAUGUGAGACAGUGAGAGGGAGAGCAGCGGGCCGAGCGAUGUCUGCACUGAUAAACAAAUGAAAGCUGUCUGAGCUAUCAUCUCCAUCUCUCUGACACUGAUGUGUGAGAGAGUGUGUGUGAGUUUGUGUCGCUUCAUAUGUGUGUAUGUGUUUCUUCUAUAUGUUAAUGGUCCGGGGUUUAAUCCUCUUUUUUUCUUUGUGAAGUCAGAGAGGAAAUUGCAUUUUAAACACGUGCCGCAUAGCUGUCAUGAUAUGGGAGAACUAUAUUUUCAGCUAAACUGUGACGAGUCCCGCACCAAAGCAAAAUCAAGUCACGCAUUAAAAGAUAAAGGGUUAAAAACAGAAAAAUGACAUUGACAUAAACCUUUUUUAAAUUAAAGCUGCUGUUUUAAUAUGUGAGGUUAAUAACAGAUGUUUAAUGUAAAUCUGCUUAUCGAUUUAUAGCAGAGAAUUUUCGUCUGACACUGCCGCCCCCUCCCCUUAAAGAGACAUUAAACGUCAUUUUUUAAGACCUGAAUUUAUCGCUGCUGUAAUUGCUGUUCAUCCACACAUUAAAGAAGCUCUUUACACCUAAUGUAUGCAACCUGCACAGCUCCUAACAGCAGACACAAAAUGUUAGCAGCUUUAGCUGUUAUGAUAUCAGACUUUCACCUCAUGAUCGGAUGUGUAAACAGAGUAAAACCUUCACAAAGAUACUCCUAAAAGAGUUAUCGAUAUCAGACAGUGACACUUAGAGCUUGUGUUAAGGAUGAUCUGUGACGUGACUGGUGGCUUUAAAUGUCACCGCUCCUCCAAAAAAUGCCUAACUUGACUUGAACUUAAAGGGAUAUUCCUGCAUAAAUUUAAUUUAUGGUCAAACACACCGUAACACCAAGUUAGACACCCCCUUGAGAGAUGAAUGUUGCCGACUGCUUGCUUCUGAAGUUAUACCAACUUUAGUGACGACCACUUGUUUGUGGGGAAGAACUGACAAGUCGAUCACUGAGUGCAGCGGAGUUUCGCAGCUCAAGGAAGAACAUUUACGAUUAUUACUUCAUGGAAAUGCAAUCAGAGUUCUUGUGUAUCUUGUAUGUGCACUGCAGACACGGUAGUUCUUCUGCCUUAGUGUCUCGGUCUGAUUGCAUUUCCAUGAGGUAAUAAUCCAGGCAAAGCUAAAAAGGUGUUUGAUGGCUACUACUGUGGCGGGGACCUUAUUUGUCCUGUUGAUGAAGUUAGGUGCUGUUCUGAGCAUUAUUUUUGGCGUUUUGGUUGAGGUUUGUGCGUGGCUCUCUGUUUUGCUAUUGUGCAGUCGUUACUAAAGUUGGUAUAACUAGAGAAGCAAGCGUUCAGCAACAUUCAUCCCUCGAUGGGGUGUCUAACUCAGCGUUUCGGUGUGUUUGACCAUAACUUAAAUUUACGCCGGAAUAUCCCUUUAAAUUUGGUUACCAUUUAUGCGACAAGAAGGGGAGUUUUAAAACUUUAAAUCUUUGGUGCAAACUGAAUAAAAGCUCUAGAGCCUCAUUAGGCUUCAUCCAGUCAUCACUAAUUAUUGUGAACAAGAACACCUAUUUGCCAUCAAAAGUAAUGACCUGUAAUUUUUACCUGCCACGGCCCGCAGUUACCCUGUAAUUUACCAGAGACUGGUCUCAGAGUAAUUACCUGGUUUUUAAUGUAAAUUAUCCCUUAAAGUGGCAACAGACAAGAAUAUUUUUAACUAAAGCUUCAGGGCAAAAAGAUCUGAAAGUCAGAGACUGUAGGUAGUCACCAUCAUACGUGGAUCAAGACCUUUGUAAGGAGAAAGUUUGAGUUUUUUAAACAUUGAACCAUCUGUGUGUCGUGUGUCAGUUUUUAAUAAUCUAUCAGGUUCUGUAACUUUGAAGAAACAGAUCAAUUAUAGUUUUUGCUGUAUGUGUGAAAAGGAUGGUCUGAAUGGAGGUUAAGCUCGUGUGCAUGCUUGUUUUUAGUGGCCAUCAACGUUGAAGGGGACUUCUUUGUGAGCGGAGGAGGACUGAGCUCCAGGUUCCAGGUUGGAAGAGUGAACUUCCACUGGGGGCGCUGCAAUGCAACGUCAGAGGGGUCUGAACACAGCCUGAACGGGAUGAAGUAUCCUCUGGAGGUACAGAAACACACAACAUCGAGUUUUCUGUACUUUUAACACAACUGUCUCCUAAUAAAGUCCACAAACUAACCCCCUCUUUCAUGCCCUUUCAUUCAGAUGCAGAUCUACAGCUUCGAUCCAGAUGAUUAUCAAAGUCUGGAUAUUGCCAUCAAAGAAGGAGGGAGGAUUGCGGCCCUGGCUGUGCUCUUCGAGGUGGGUUUGACCUGUCGAAACGUGCUCCAGAGUUCAAGAUCAGCCUGUUCCCCUGAAAAUGAAGUUAAAUUAAAUAAAAGCGAAUUCUUCCUCGUUGAUAAAUUCUACUCAAGAAGUUUCUGUUCUUCCUCGCAGAUCAUCCUGGAGGACAAUGAGAAUUACACUCCUGUUAUAGAAGCUCUCGACACCGUCAGCAGGUUUGGUAGGUCCACUCAGAAAUGAAAAAUUCUCCUUAAAUAGUAACAGCCUGUUAUAUUUGUGAAAUAUGUGCGUGGUACCAGCAGAAUAGACGUCUUCUGAUGUGUCUCUUUCUUCUCACCAGGUAAGAGCGGGUCUCUGGAGGGUUUCACCUUGAGGUCCCUGCUGCCCAAUAACACGGAUAAAUACUACAUCUACAACGGCUCACUGACCGCACCUCCCUGCUCUGAAACGGUGGAGUGGAUCGUCUUUAAAAACACGGUGGCCAUAUCAGAAACACAGGUCGGUGACGCCAACACACAUCCAAACAAACACUUGGAUUUUAUCGUAGACACGUGUGAAAGUUCAUGAAAUCAGCGUGCGUCCCUCUCUGCCCGCGAACAGCCAUCGAGGAUUGUAUUAGGAGGUGUGGAUAAGUGCUUCCUGUGGGCAGAGAAGGACGGGGAGGGAUGGAGAGAUUGAUGCUAUUAUGAGUGAAGUGAAGUCUAAGGUUUUAUUUUCUCCUGUGCGUGGUGGUGCGACGGUCGCCUCGGUAACACAACUGGUGCGCUCUGUAGCAGCCUGAGUCGCUGCAUGGGCUUCAUUAUAAACUACCUCCUGCAGAGUUCUACCCCUGUCAUUUAUGAAGAGAUUCAGCCUCUACAGAAGAUAUAUGUACGUUUUUUUUACAGGUGUCUGCACAUUACAGACCAUAAUAUGAAUUAAAGUGUUCCUCAUUCACAAAACAGGGAGUCAGAAGAAGGCGUAGCUUUUGUCAGGACCUACUAAAAUAUUGAUGAGUUCUUGAAUGUGCCCAAAUUUCCUCCUGCAGACAGCUCACAUGCUCACCUUUUAUUAAUGAGACCUGCUCACAUUGAGAAAAAGACUCUUAAAUUAACCGCAGAUAUAACCACUGAAUUAAUGUUGCAUCGUGUCUUUUUAAGUGUUUUUCGGGUCGUGCUGAGUCUUAAAAACAUCAAUCUAAGUCGACUCUCUGUGAAAACAUGACAUUUAAAAAAAGUGGCACAACAUCUACGGUAAAUUUAACAUCGUUUUUGCAUGUCUGGUUGUAGUCUCUGCCCAGUUUGAGGUCAGUUGUCUUUGACAUCUGUGCCUGGCAUGAAAAGAAAAGUCACUCCGGAGUGAUACAACGUGACAGCCUCGGACCAAAUGUUCAAAAGCAGAGUGGGGUUUCUGUAGUGGCAUGAUCUGGUGAAAGCGAAAAAAAAAGGCCCGUCAUGCAGAGACGCCUGAAGCCGACACUCUAACAUCGCUGCAGAGCCGUUUAAGGACCUCAGAGGAACGGCGCCUUCGAGUGAAAUCAUCUGUGUGAUGAUCAUUAAUUAUGUAGCCGAAUAAUGGAGAGAGAAUGAGGUCAUGAAAGCGCUUGUGUGUUUGUUCCAUGUGCGAGUGUGUGUGUUUGUGUUUGGCGAUGCUGCAUGAUUGAAACUGGGGUGGCAAGGCAUGACAUGGGCACACAGUGGUGGACCAAAAAUAGAGCAGUGCCAUCUCUGUGCCUCCGCCUGGUACAAACACAAUCCCCUCAGACAAGAACACAAACAGGCAGCAGCAUGAGGUUUUAUUUUCGCUGCUUUAGGGGAAAAAAAGAAGGUUUGACUUAUUUCUGCUGUUUCAGUCUCUCCUAACCUCCUCUCUCUUCUCUUCUUUUCUCUCUGUCUGUCCAUCUUCUGCACAGCUGGAGGCCUUUUGUGAGGUGAUGACGAUGGAGCAGGCGGGAUACGUGAUGCUGACAGAUUACCUGCAGAACAACUUCAGGGAGCAGCAGCAGCAGUUUAUGGGUCAGGUGUUCGCCUCGUAUACCGGCGUGGAGGACGUGCAGACGCCGAGUAUGUCCUCACACCAAGUUUGCUCCUUUUAUUAAAAAGCUUGCACCUCAAUGUCUUCCAACUACGGGAAACCUUACUGUAGAGGAAGAUGCUGGAAUAUCUGAAUGAUUGAGCAACGAUUAAACCUCAGUGUUUGAUCAUUUUUCAUCUUUAUUUGUCAAAGACCAACUUCAGGAUAGGGCUGGGCGAUCAACCAAAAAUUUACUGAUGCCGAAAUUUAUGACAAUAACCAAUGUCAUUUUGCCCAUAUCAGUAUAUUCGGUGUCAAAUAAAUAAAGAAAUAGAUAAAAGUUGGUUUUAGAUGUGUGUAGGUGGGCUAUGGUCUCAUGUCCCUUUACUCAAUAUAUCAUGAUAUUGAUUUGAGGCCAUAUUGCCCAGCCCUAUGUCAACAUUUACCUUAAUAUUGUAUUCAACAACUUUUAAAAAGCUCCGAGCAGAAAAUUCAAAUAUUUCUCAACAGGAAACUUCAAAUAGGAAAGCACCAUCACUGGAGUAACUUUAAAAAGGCUGAUAGUUAAAGAGCCACUCCCAGUAUAAUAACAUCCGGAUGGGAAAUUGCCAUGGUCAGGACUAGGAGUGUGAUUUUUGUCGAUUAUUGUUACAGAGACUUAGAUCUAGACCUCAUCACAGUCCUUUAAUUUGUGUUUUUGUACAUUUAAACCCCUUAAUUAAAGGGACUGGUCUUUAAUUGGUGUGUUUGACCAACCAACGUACACACGUGUGUCUGGUCCAAUGAUUCAUCCUGUUUCCAGAUUCUAAAAAGUCUCUACAGAUGUGUUUUUUAGUUUUUACAGUAGGAAAGAAAUUAAAGGGAUUCUUCCUCGUAUAAAGGUGGUGGUUAUUUAUCUGUUCCUUUGUUUUUUAUUGUGCUCCAGUAUUUUUCCACCCAGGCUGUAGCACAUAUCUCAAGUCCAUGUACUUAAACAGAAGCCUCCUUAAGAAACCAGAUUUGCAUCUCCUCUAAAAUGCUGCAACGCUUCAAAACAACACAGACCUCGGGCUUUAAGAUUGGUCUGCUUGGUGGUGGGCAUUUUCAGUAUCACAGCCACCACCCCCCCCCCAUCCUCUUCCUCACAUGCGGUCUCUUUCAGUGCCCGUGAUCAAAGACACAGCUGAAACCAACGAGGGCUGGGAUCACAACCGUAGGAGAGGAAAAACCAGGACCAGGGAAGAGAGUGACGAUAUAGAAAGAAACGAUAAACAUCAGAGCGAACUCAUGUUUAAUUUUUCCUGUUUUAAUUUUUUCAUCAAAGAUUCAAGAUUUUGAUGAUGCACAUACGUCUGUCCGUUGAAGAAAUUCACCUGCUCAGUUCACUAAGUCGGCUUGGACAGAAAAUGACUCGGGUAUUGAUCCACUGUCCUGUUAACUCUGCAGAGGAAUACUCUAAAAAAUCUCCCCUAUUAGACUCUGAAGACCUGAACCCAAAUAUAAAUCUUUCCAUUUACCUGAUUGAAACUAAAUCUCAGUCAGCAUGAAGGUAAAACUAAACCCUCCCCUCAGGAAUCAAUGCAAACGUUGAAUUAUUAAUCUUAUUUUGGUCCAUGUCUGAAAACAUUUCCAAUCCCCUGCUUCCUCUCCAGCUAAAAGUCUGUCCUCCAAAGUCAGCCAUGCCAUGAUCAUCAAAAGAGAUAAUUCAGGGCGCUCUCUCUCCAUCUUCAUAAAGUCGACCCUCCAGUAAAGAGGAUCUUUGGGGGUGCCAGAGAGCUCGACUUUGUACUGCAGUGCCCCGGCUCCUCUCAGCGCUGGCAAUUUAUUUUGCAGCUCUUUUUGAAAUUGGAAAAGUGUUCAGAAAUUCACAGAAGAGUCUUUUUGCCUGUAACAGAUUUAUGCAUUCACCUCGCCUCUUCAUCAGAGUGAAUUUUUGAGUCUGGUCCAUUAACAUCAAAUUAGCACAAACCUUUUCUCGUUUGAUGUGACCAUUUUCACUUUCUUCAAAACCAUCCGCGUGAACGUCUCUCCUUCUGUCUGUCUUCUUCAGCCUGCAGCUCGGAGCCGCAGAACGUCCAGGCGGACGCUCAGAACGACACGACCAUCGUGGUGACGUGGGAGCGUCCCCGUGUGGUUUAUGACACCACCAUCGACUGGUACACGGUCACCUAUCAGAGGCUGCAGGGCAAAGACCAGAACAAGCAGGAGUACAGGACUGACGGGGACCAGGACGUGGUAUGGGGAUGGAGACUUUCACUCUUGUUUCUGUUACAACGCCGCGGGUUUAGGGGAAAAGGGAAGCAACAUAAGGCAACAAAGGAGUUGAUGGCAAACAACGAAACCACGGCAACAAGCAAAGCAGGAGGCAGCUAGAAAGAAGAGAUAUCAUCCAAAAGCGAUUAGGAGGUCAGCGGGAGGCACCAAAUCAGCGAAUAAUCAAAACCAAAACUCUUACCUAUCUAGCAGACCCUUACCAAUCAAAAUAACCCGCUUAAAGGUGGUGUAGUCAGGAUCUGAGGAAGUGCCAGUUUUUGGGAGAAAUCUUGAAUGUAAACUCUACCCCUCCGACCAGUUUUCCCCUCAGCUCCUCCUCUCCCCUCCCUCUCUGCUCCAUCAAGCCCCGCCCACAAACAGACGCUCCUCCUCGCUCGUAUAGUUCCAAUUAAAUUCAGAUAUAAUGCAGAUAAAUACUUCAGAUAAAUACUAAAACCACAAAAACUAAACUGAACACCUAGUGCCCAGUGAAAAAUCCCCCCAAUCCCAAACGAGUCUCACAGUUUAUCCAGGUAACAAUAUAACGAGAAAAAAAAGAUGCUACCUCACACCAAACAGCCACAAGACACAAAAAGCCAAAUCUAACUCAGCUGCCUCUCCCCCGACGGUUUUUCUGCUACUCUUAUCAUUUCUGUCGUGGCGGUUUGGCAGAUGGCGACGGUGAAUGGGGAAAAGCCACCAAUCUGUAUGUCAGCAACAAAAAUCCUCCAUCCCCCGGGUAACUCAACAGGAGAAAAGGAGAACACACACACAAGAUAAAACCCGACAUACAUAGGGAACUGUAACAGCAACAUUUCUGUCAGUCCACGCAGGUCCAUUCGACUUUAGAGGAGAUCAGAGUUAGAAACUGGCAGCUCCUGCAGCAAACAUUAGAGCAGUAUUUGUUCUGUCACUCUCCCAUUGAUCAAAGUGAUUGAUUGAUUAGUUGUGACGAUCAAUCUUGGCCUCUUAUCGGGUCACUGAGCACCCUUUAAUGUGACAAACAGAAUGUCUGUGUUCGUCGAAGUCGGCCUCUCAAAUGUGUGACGAUAAUUCAGACUCAGGACGAACAGAGAUGAAAUCAGCUGUUGUGUUCAGUGUUUUUAGACUGAAAACAACAUCUUUUUCAUUGUUACAACGAAGUUAAACAUCUUAUUUAAAACAAAACAGACUUUUUUUUCAUUAUUCCAAGAUGUGCAGACAUCCUUAGAGAUUCACUUAAAUCUGUGUGACGUUAAUCUCAUACAUUUGGGAGCUCUUUAAACUGCAGAUUUUUGCAUUAGGGAUAACCUUUGAAGUUUGGGAACGAAAUGAUUGAAACGCUUGAAGGAUUUUAUUUCUCAAAGGUUGGAAAAAAAAGUUCUAAAGAAGCUCAAAAUGAUGGAAAUCUAACAGCAAAUGAUUUCCUCUAAAGCCUCAUUGAGAAAAGUGUCUCCUCCAGAGUGAGUCCACAGUCAGGAGCGGUUGAUCCUCCUCUUAAAACAAGCUCCUCUUUUAUAUAAUUAAUAGCUUUAAAUAAUUAGAAGCAGAAGGGCCGGUGUUGAUGAAUGGGCACUAGAGCUCAUCUGACAGGGUUGGAGCAGAAACAGCUUCAGAAGUAGACUGUAUACGAGGGGUGGACGUGGCCGCUUGAUUAAAAAGUGAAGCUCAUAAUGUGGAGGAGCUUUAAAGACGCGGUUUUAUAAUGAACAGAGAGCAGUGGUGAGGCUGAUAGAGGAGAGAAGAAGGUUUUCUUAUAGGAGAAGGUGAUCAAAUGUUCCUGUUACUCUGAUAAAUUAAUAUUUUCUGUGUGUUUUGGUUUAGCUGAUAGGUUUCGUAUCUCAUUCAUUAUAACAUAUGUUUUAUUUAUCAAAUUAUAGUCAAAACUGGUCGUGAAUUGUAAUUUCAUCACUUUUGGAUUAGAUUAGUUUAGUCUGAGAUUUGACUUGAAUUAUUGCAGCUUGUUUGACAACAAAGAAUUCAUCUUUUUGACAUAAAUUCCCUAUUUUGGGAAAUAAUCAUUCGAAUGUAGCGAAUCUCAGAAGUCUUGACUUAUAACAACAAAUAGUCAAAUGUAAUUAACGUAAACAUGACGUGUUUUCUGACCUGUACACUGAAGGCUCUGCUCUUACAGCUUCACUGUGAAAUCAUUUUGAGUCAAUCAGACGAGGCUCAAGCCAGUUAUCAGCUCCUCUCAGAUCAUUUGGUGCAACUUUAAUCCAUCCAUCCAUCCAUCCAUCCAUCCAUCCAUCCAUCCAUCCAUCCAUCCAUCCAUCCAUCCAUCCAUCCAUCCAUCCAUCCAUCCAUCCAUCCAUCCAUCCAUCCAUCCAUCCAUCCAUCCAUCCAUUGUCUUUACCGCUUAUCCCGCUCUAGGUCGUCUGUCCUAGCUUUCAUUAAGAUAAAAAAAUCUGUUUCUGCAACUUUAACAAUUCUGAACUCUUGACAGUUCAACACUUUUGUAAUACUGAAUGACAUUCACACACAACAUCAUAUUCUUCUAACAGGAUUUUCUUUAGGGGGUGGCUGCCUGUGAUUUAAAGUGGCCAUGAUACUGUCAAGAUAUGUUUUUAUUAUAGGGGGUGGACCGUUUAUUGGCUUCGAUUGAUUACCAGGGCUGAUAGUUGGCCUUCAGUUUUUUAUUCUACCAAUGCCUGUUAAGAUUAGAUUCGUAAAAAGUGUGUUAUUGCUCUGUGGGGAUUGGUCAGACGUCACAUCGACUCUGUGAUGAAACUUCUCUCUAACUGUAAACUCCUGAAUAUGAAGUUGUUUCAGUUUCAUCUAAUCAGUUGUUUUAAGACGUUUCGACAAAGUUCUGUCGGAAUUUUUUGAUUUUUAAUCAAAACAUACAUCAGUCUCACAAACUAGAAAACCCAAACCAAUCGACCCCUAAAGAACUGAAUACAACACUUCCAAACUUGAUAGUGAAAUAAUUUUCUUAUAUUCAAUAAUCAUGACUCAUGUGACUGUCUCCAGGGUGCCAUCAUCCCCAGUCUGCUGGCCAACAGCAGCUACGUGGUUCAGGUCGUCGCUAUCUGCACCAACGGACUCCGAGGACGAUGGAGUGACCAGAUCAUAGUGGACAUGCCGUUAGAGGAUCCUGGUACCAACACACACACACACACACACCAAAACCUCAACAAAGUACAAACUCAUAUUUGUUCUGCUGUAUUUCUGAGUAAGUGUUCAAAUAUUUCCUUUUUCGUUCUGUAGAAAAUGAUUCAGAUCAGGAUCCCGUCACGAAAGAUUUGGGGGCAAACAAGGAGGUAAGACCGACUGCGGACCUGCUGCCGCUCCGCCUGGUGUUAGUCUGUGUUUUGCAUGUACUCAGUCAUAUCAGUGCAACAUAAUUAGUAUGCAAAUUAUUGCAAUUAUGUCAGUCGAGUCUCGUCAGUGAGUGUUUUGAGAGCGGUACAAAAGGUUGUGGGAGACCUUCCAGCGUGUUUAAAGGAGAUUAAAGAAGAUGGUCAUGCUUCCAUGUUUCCCUCCCUGAGAGAAUAAGAACAGCCUGUGAUCCCGCACACUGAAUUCAAAGAGGCUCCUCCAUGUUUUAUUAUCAUUUAAUCUGAAUAUUGAAGAAGUAAACAACACGCAGCAGAACUGUGUGUUUGGCUGGAAAUGUUCUAUCAGGAAGAAACUUAAUCAGGGCGGAAAAGGCAAUGUUUUGGACUCUGUAUUUCACGUUUCCAGGCGGUUUUCUUGUUGGAAAUUCAGCCUUUUUUGUCGCUCACUAAUAUUUAUAACAAGCUUUAACUUUGUGCUGAAAGUCUGAGUCUGAGUAAAUUAAAGCUACAGUGAGGAGAUUUCAGCUGGUUAUGAAACAGACUGAGCUUCAUUUUGGAUGACUGGAUGAUUUUUUAUAAGCUCAUUUUGGAUGCCUGAAGGUAGGUGUCACAACAGGAACAGCCUCUUUCUUUUCACAAUUAUUUUUAUAAGUUUGGUCAAAGAUAUUUGUGACGACAGAGAAAAAUGUCUCCAGGUGAAAUUUCUUUAUUUUCCAUAUUUUCAACCUUGUUUUUUAAACCUGACUCUUUCUAUGAAAGAGGAUCAGGGCCACAUGAAGAGAAAAAAAUGUAAUUACAGGAAGGGAAUGAAAGUCAAAAUUUCAAGAUUAAAAAAUCUUAAUUGUGUAAAUAAAUCGAAAUUUCGAGACUACAAAAUGGAAUUUCAAGAUUAAAGUCAAAAUUUUGAGAUAAAAGUCAGAAUUUCGAGGCCACAAAAUUUCGAAAUUACAAAAUGAAAUUUCAAGAUUAAAGUCGAAAUUUUGAGAUUACAAUAUGUUGAAAUUUCAAGAUUACAAAAUGUUGAAAUUCCGAGAUUUAAAAAUGAAAUUUGGAGAUUAAAAAGCACGAAAUUUCAAGGUUACAAAAUGUCAAAAUUUCGAGGUAAAAAAAAAUUAAAUUUUGAGAUUAAAGUCAAAAUUUCGACUGUACUCACGUAAUUUCAAUUUUCUAAUCCCCAAAAUUUUGACUUUAAUGUCGAAAUGUAAUUUUUUAAGAUCGAAAUUUUGACUUUACUUUCAUAAUUUUUAUAUUUUUAAUCUUGAAAUUUUGACUUUAAUUCAACUUUUUAAAAUUUCAACUUUGAUCUCGAAAUUUUGAUCAUAAUCUCGAAAUGGAAAUAAAAAGAUCUCCCUCCUGUAAUUAUUUGUUUUUCUUCUUUUGGCCCUAAUCCUCUUCCGUCCUCUUUCUCUGUUGAUGUCUAAAGCUUAUACAGUAUUUCUUUGAGGUCUGUCCUCCUCAGUGUCUAAACCAAAACCUGUCAUUUAACAGCAGUGACAAAUAACGCUUUACUCUCUGUGUCAGGGGUCAUCCAGGGGCAGAUGGGAGAAACCAGAAAGUGAGAAUCAGCUGAAUUUUCCUCCUGAAGAUAACAGCCCCGUGGAGGAGAUCCCCCCGGAGCAGACCAAAGUUUACCAGAACCAGCCUGUUGAGAAAGUCCAAUCCAAACCAAACCUCCCUGUGGACUCUCGUUCGACCCCAAAGUCUCCCUCUGAGUCCGCCGUUCUUCAGAAAACUCGACUCAAACAGAACGGGAAAAAGAAACCCACCUCUAAGAAGUCUAAACCCGAGGAAGCGGACCAGAACUGGAUCUAUGAGGACCAGUUGAUCACGACGCUGCGGUCGUUCACUCAUUCAGGUUUUGAUAGUAACAGCGCCAUUUGGGUCACUGAUGUAACUGAGCAGCCGGGCUUCCUGUUUCCUGUUUCUCGGACAGCCACGGUGCCGACAAUCCGACGAAAAAUCACAGAGGAGGCCUCGCUGUCUGACUCCCAAAAUCCGGUAAUUUCACAGACACGGUUUUGAUCUGUCGCUGUUUGAGUUUCUUUCCUCUUUAAACCUGAUAGAACGUAAAACACGACUCUUAAACCAAUGUGACAGAAAUUCUCUACAGUCACUUUACUUCUACCUGCAGCCCACAGAUCAGGAUCUACCUGAACAAGUCGGUGAAGGUGACCUCCCUUCUUCCCAGUCGGACCCCUUAACCCCUCCUGUGGAGGACAUCCAGGUCACAGACGUCUUCUAUGAAGACUCAGACAACAACCCUCCAGAAGAAUCCAUGACCCCUCCAGGUCAGACUUCAGGAACAUGAGGGAGUUCUUGUACAUUUUCACACUCACAGGGUUCCUACACAGUUUGAAUUUCCAUACUUUUUUUAUGUUAGAGAAAAAAGUAUUUUUAAUCUGUGGUAGUAGUCUAGAAACAUAAAUAUUUUUCCAUACCUUAUUUUUCAUUUACCAAACUUUUUAAGAUCUGGAAGUUGAUGAAAUUACUUCCAUACUUUCCAUACUUGUGUAGGAACCCUGCCUUCAUAUUCACUUUAAUCAUCAUGUCUCACAGGAAUGGACAACGUCUCCCCUUCAUCCUCCGAAGACAGAGAUGCUCCCGUUAACAAACCUCUACCAGAAACCUUCACCUCCACGUCGUCGUCCGUCUGGAUCACACAGAGAGCGGUGACUGCCAGCAACACGUUGGCAGAAUCAGUCUACAAAUCCUUCACCACCUCGUCUCUGCUCAAAGUGCUGAUGCACACGACCCAGCCCAUGUUUAACGGUAAGACGGGACACCUGCUGUAGGACUCAUAUAUCAUGUGUGCUGUUAAAGAAAUCACUGCACCGCCUGUUAAAGAGGGUUAUGAGGCUGUUACAAUGGGAGUGCUGCACAACAGUAGCAUCAAACAGAUGAGGAGGCUUUUAUUUUGGCGGGUAAUCAGCUGUAUGAUUGCUUUUCUGCCCUAAUAGACCACAUCUGUUCUGCUAAACUCUGCCGUGUCUCUGUGGGGGUGCUGACGGCGAUGGGACAGAGAAACCUGCUGCUUCUGAUCACAUCUGAGGUGUUUUCUCUGUGGAUGUUUCUCUUCUUGAAUUCGCUGAAACUCGAUGUACGCUUCCUUUACUCUUGUAGCCUGUUUCCACGCCACCUGAGCUCAUAUUAAAGCUUUGAAUCCACUUAAUCUCGGUGCUUUACAUCCACUCUUGAAGCUCCUUUUCUGGGUCUUCUUCUUUUCUGUGGCUCUCUGCUGCCCUCUGGUGGUCAUUUUCUUCUGUGCUUCUUGAAAGAUGAUCAUGAAGGCGCUUCACCUGUUUGAUUUCACCAAAAACUCUCUCUUCUCAUGAGUGAAAACUCUAUCUCCAUGAGCCUCACAUCUGGGACGAUCAACUCUGACUUUCUUCUUCUCGUCUUUCUACACGUCAAACUUAUUUCAGAAGGACACAGAGUUCGAAAAAAAAGUUUCUUUUCAGACUUUUACUUUGGCUUUUCUUGCAGCAAACACGCCCACGCCUGAGGUAGAGGACUCGAGCAUCGAUCGGUCCUCUGAGUUAACAAACCCUGUAGGUGGACUGAUCCCCGUCCCUGCCAAACCUGCAGUCUCCGUCUCAGAAAGAGGACCCUCUGCUAAUGGAGAUGCAUUCAGUGUCACAUCUCGAGCACUUGAACUUUUUAAUGAACCCGCCGGCAGUUUCCGUCCUUCUGGUGCCCUCGAAGAUACAAGGAGCGGCGUUAUCAUUAAUCCUAAUCAGAAGUCCUCUGAAGAGUUCUCUCUCGGUCUGAAAAUGGAUCCUCAGACCUCUGCAGCUUUGGGUUCUUCUCAGGAUGAAUCAAUCACCGCAAAGCCUCUUUCUCCACAGCCUGAUUAUGACUCGAGUACCAUCGUCAGAUCCAAAACAAACAGAGUCAAAGAUGCUUCUCACAGUCUUGGCAAGAGGAUUCAAGAUGAUUCGAACAUCCUGCCAAGUCCCGACUUUGAAAAAGGAACCGAGACAGAUGAACACGGCUCAGACUUCUUUGAUUCUGGAAAUCUGACUCGGUUUGUUCCUGAUCAUUCAGAAGAAUCUGACGCAGACAUGUCAGCAGGAGGAAGUGGAUCAGGCUCUGGUUUUUAUAGCAGCCGGCUCAGUGAGGAGUUGAGGACUGACCUUUCUGCAAUUACUGUGGGUAAUACACUUAAAAGAGGGAGCUCCACAGGAAUUAAAACAGAUGGUGAAAAAGAGAUUAAUGCAGAAAUAUCAGAACUCAAAGUGAAGGACGAGCAGGAGACUUUUUCAGAGGACAAAACAGAGGGGGAUCAAAGUGAGCUAAGUGGUGAAGAAGAGGAAGAGAUUGAAGGCAAAGGAGCGAGCAGCAAUCGUAGUCAGAGGGUGUUGAAAGACAAAAAAGUCGGACAGUUCAGCAGCACAACAGGCCGUGACUCGCUGAGGGAGCGAGACCGAGAAACUGAAGGUGAGAUUGUUGCAGGAAACUCGGCGCACGCUGAGACCGACAGCGUGAACGAAAUCGAGUUCAACUUUCAAGUUUUCCACCAGCGAGAGGAGGAGGGAAGAAACGAGCAAGCAAAGGACGGAGAAGGAGAAGAAGUCUGGGAUUAUAACGAAGGAAGUGAACCUGAAGGUGACAGAGGCCAUGAAAGGAAAGAGAGCGACAAAGAGGCUGUACCUGGAGGAGGAGAUGAUGUCCAGUCCACUGCAGAGUCCUCGUGGUUUGAUCAGAGUCGAGGAACAAGUCUUGAUACUGAAGUUUUGUCGAGUAACUCCCUCCAGGAGAACAAAGAGGAGGGAGACCAAAGUGGAGGUGUUGUUAGUGAAGAAAUCGGUAAGAGAGGAGGUCGAGAGGACAGCGACUCGGCUGUGAUUGAAGAGAGUUUGCAGCAGGUCUUAAUUGUGGACGGGUUUUUGUUUGAUGGUGCAAGAAUUCCUGUAGUUGAACAUCUCACUCCCUCGCUCACAGCGACCUAUGAUGACGACGAGGCCUCUGAGGGGCGAAUGGAAGGUAAAUCUCACUAAGUACUCAGCUUUUUCACCUCUUUGUGACUCGAGGUGUCUGGGGUUUUUCUUUCUAUGCACCUUUCAGUUCGUACAAGGAAAAAUCCUGGAGGCUCUGAUUGGAGAACAGUUACUGCCUCCAGAUACAAACAGAUCACUUCAUCAGGGCUGCAGUUAUCGAAUAUGUUAGGACUGAAUUUUUCAGGCGAUAAGGUGCACCGGAUUAUAAGGCGCAUUGGCACAUUGGUGCAUUGAUUGGUUUAUUGUUGCCAGCGCGUACUCCGGGCUGCCUUACAUGAAUGCACUUCUAUUUUAGACAUUACAGUCAGGCAGUCUUGUAGACUGCUCAGGGGUCCUGUUACAGGGCCGAUCAGGUAGUAACACAGCGUACCAUAAGCGUUUUUCUUUUUUUUUUUUUGUUGGAUGGUAGGGGAAGGUCCCGCCCUCCUUCGCCUCUGAUUGGCUAGAAGUGCUGGGCUCCGAUUGGUUGAAAAAAUAUUGCGUACUGUAAUGCUCUGAAAAGCCAUUGAGCGGAGCGGCUUCAUUGCUUACCGAAGUCGUACUCACACAUUUUGACAGAUUUUUGAGCGCAUUGUACCACAUAAAAUCGGUCAGUAAGCACAACAAGUAGUCAUACACAAAGUGUGCUCGAUUAAAAGGUGCACUGUCAAUUUUUGAGAAAGUUUUAAGAUUUUAAGUGCGCCUUAUAGUCCGAAAAAUACAGUAGUUGAAGUCAACGAAGAAGAAACACGUUAUUAGACUAGAAUUAUACACAGAAAUAUAGUAUCUUUAUAACAUUUUGUUUACGUGAACUCAGAGAUGGUAAAUGCCCCGGCCACCCUUACUCAUGUUAACGCUGCGGUUGUGCCCCCCCCUUGCCAAAUUCUGGGCACGCCCCUGCAUGACAGAAACAGGAAACUGUUGUUUUGCACAACAAGGAAAAGAUUUUCUGUUGAUUUUUAACAAAUAAGAGGAAACUUACCCAAACUUCAACUUCUGUCCCAGGAAGUCAGUUAAAAAGUUGACUCCUGUACCAGCUGGUGAGGGCCUGAAGCCACACGAUACUAUGCAGCAAAUAUCUGAGGAUUUUUUUCCCUCUUUUUUCUUUAAUCAGGAGGCAGCAACAGCAGCCAUGAGUCCCGGGUCGGGCUGGUUGGCGGUGUGGAAAGAGAGAAGAGGACAGUCAUACCCCUGGCUGUCGUCUCCACCCUUACUAUCCUCUGUCUGCUGGUUCUGGUGGGGAUACUCAUCUACUGGAGGUACAAACACAUACACACACACACACACACACACACACACAAGCUCAGAAUCGGUCUGGAUCAGUUUGACCUGCAUACCUAAAAUUUGGUUUGUUCAUGUCGCAGAAACUGUUUCCAGACGGCGAAUUUCUACCCCGAUGACACCGCCUCACCUAAAGUCGUAUCUGUACCAUCGACACCCCUGCUGCUGGCCACGGGUAACACACACAAACACUUAGUCCUCUCACACACUGGACUCGACCGGAUUAUUGCAGCACAGAGUUAAAGUUUACUUUUUGAAUUCCAGAUGGUCACGAGCCGCUGACAGUCAAACAGUUUGUGAAACACGUCAUGGAGCUGCACACCACCAACACCUUCUCCAAAGAGUUUGAGGUGCGUGACGAGUUCAUGACCUGAAGUUUUGGAGUUAAAGAACAUAUAAGAGAAAAAGCAUUAAAUCAUGUGUAGGUCGUACAUCAUGUUUCAUAGCCCCUUAAUGCUUUUCCAUAUCUCUAUUAACAUCAUAAAUACCAUUCAGUACAGUUUUUAUGUGUUUGUUCACCAUGAUGUUUAUACUGUAAACAGAAAAUUUAAACAGAUAUGAAGGUCAUAAUCUUUGGUGGUGGUAAAUUCAUCUCGUCAGCAUUUAAAGACAUAAUGUUAAUAAAUGAUGGAUCAACUAUGGAAGCCCAGAGAGACAAAUGAAAAAAACUGUUGAUCUAUUUUUGAAAUCUCAUUUAUCUUAUCUAGGAAGGAAGGAAGGGAGAACAGAAGGGAAGAAAGGACACAAUGUAGGGGAAAAGAAGGGAAGGAAGGAUGGAAGGUAGGGAGAAGAAAAGAAGAAAGGAUGGAAGGUAGAGAGAAAGAAGGAAAGAAGGAUGGAAAAUAGGGAGAAGGAAAGAUGGAAGGUAGGUAGGGAGAAAGAAGUGAAGAAGGAUGGAAAAUAGGGAGAAGAAAAGAAGGAAGAAUGGAAGGUAGGGAGAUGAAAGAAUGGAAGGUAGGGAGAAAGAAGGGAAGGAAGGAUGCAAUGUAGGAAGAAAGAAGGAUGAAAGGUAGGGAGAAAGAGGGGAAGGAAACAUGGAUGGUAGGAAAAAGAAAGGAAGGAAGUAGGGAAGGGUGGGAGAAAGAAGGGAAGGGAGAAUGGAAAAUAGGGAGAAGAAAGGAAGAAAGGAUAUGAGAUAGGGAGAAAGAAGGAAAGGAAAAAAGUAAGGUAUUAAGGAAGGAAGGAUGGAAGGUUACCUUAUUUUCCCCCUCUGGUCUCUCAGGGCUUCCGUACAUUUCUUUGAGAUUAGCUUGUGUGUCAGUUACAGCAGUAGCAACAUCUGCAUGACAUUAGCCAUCUGUGUCUCCUAGCAUGAGCCUCCUGGUUACACACACAGAUAGGAUGAAGAGAAGUCUGCAUCAACAGUAUAUCUGUGUUUUUUCUAGACUGUAUAUUUACAACAAAGUGUUGACUCAGCUGGUUUGAGAUCACUGCAGCUGUAACCUUCACAUAGACUCUGUGUAUCAGCCAAUCACAGUGAUGCUUCGGUUUUUUAACCCGUGAACUGUGACACUGUGGGAUAAGAGUCCAUGGCUCAGUUGGGAAAAUUGUGUGUUUCCCUCUCAGCACAGCCUCUCUGUGUGUAUCUGAACCCCAUGUUCUGUACCUGCACUGACUCCCUGUCUGUCUGUCUAUCUGUCUGUCUGUCUGUCCGUCAUCUUGCCCCCCUCCGACUCUCCCUUCACCACCUCCACCAUCAUCGUCGUGCUUUCCGCAUCCUCACCACCUUCCAUUAGAUUGUCAAAGAAUCCUACGAGGUAAGACACCUACGUUAUCACCUCUCUACUGUCGUUUCCGAGGUGGUUCCUUCAGCCGUCUCUGGAAACAGAGAAAAAAAAGGAUAGAUGAAAUCUCCUUCCUCUGCCCUUUCUUCUGCUAACUGGUUUUGUGUUUAAAGACUGUUGAUGCGAUGUAGCGAGACAUAUUUAAGACGUGAUGGAGCAAAUACUCCCAGAGAUUAUAGGUUAUAGAUUUCAUAUUUGAAGCUGCAUGUGAAGAUGUGUGGAUUUAAACGUCAUAGAAAAGUGCUCAUCUUUAUCUUUCAUUUGCCUCUGCAUCGUCCUCACACACUAACCUCAGUCCUGUUUGUGGUUUUUCAGGAGGUGCAGGCGUGCACGGUGGACAUGGGCAUCACCACAGACAGCUCCAAUCACCCCGACAACAAAAGCAAGAACAGAUACAUCAACAUACUGGCCUGUAAGUCACAGUCUUUGUGUUUUCUGUCACACAAAGUGCAGAUGACUCUGAUGAUGAACCUCUCCUUCUUUCUCAGAUGACCACAGUCGAGUCAAGCUCUGCAGCAGUUUGGACAGAGAUGGGAAAUGUGGGGACUACAUCAACGCCAACUUUGUGGAUGUAAGUUUGUGUUUGUCAGCCGCGCACGUGAAGACGAAGACUACGCAGAGCUGUCGGGGUUAAUUUGGAGUUUCUUCCCGCAGGGUUACGAGCGAACGAGGGCGUACAUCGCAGCUCAGGGGCCCCUCAGAGCAGGAAGGGAGGACUUCUGGAGGAUGAUCUGGCAGCAGAACGUGGGAGUCAUCGUCAUGAUCACAAACCUGAAGGAGAAAGGAAGGGUGAGGAGCUGACCUGAAACACAAACACAUCAACUUAAUCAAAGAUCCGUUCAGUAAACAUUGUGAUUACGGUUAAUUUAAGACUUAUUAAUGCAGGUAAGGCAUGAGAAAAUCUGUUUGAAACUCACCUCAUCUCAUCCAUCUGCAGACUAAAUGUGAUCAGUACUGGCCAGACGAGAACCAGGAGGACUACGGUCAGUACCAGGUGACCCUGAAAAGCAGCAAGACACUCGCCUACUACACACUGCGGACGUUCACCGUCAGAGACACCUCAAAGGUACCAAACACACACUUAUACACACGAUCAGCUCUCAAACGCACACAUACUAACAAAAUGUGGCGUGAAAGAACACGCCCUCUAGAGUUCACAUGUCUGAUAACACCUGAUCUGGAACUCCAGGCGUCCCAGAAGAAGGCCGAACACACCGUCCUCCAUUACCACUACACCCAGUGGCCCGACAUGGGGGUCCCAGAGUACACUCUGCCUGUCCUGUCCUUCAUCAGAGCAUCCUCCAGAGCCAGGACACAGGAAGUUGGACCUGUCCUGGUCCACUGCAGGUAAACUGUGUGUGUAUUUGUGUGUCUUCAUGUCGAUGUGUUACUCUCCACAAACUAUUAAAACUGAUUUUGACUUUGAUUUGCGUCACAGCGCUGGUGUGGGAAGGACAGGAACCUACAUCGUAAUAGACAGCAUGCUGCAGCAGAUCCAGGAUCAGGGGACUGUGAACGUUCUGGGUUUCCUCAAACAUGUGAGAACUCAGAGGAACUUCCUGGUCCAGACGGAGGUAAGAGAACAGACACACAGACUCACAUGCAGACUGUCAGUACGUCUCUCAGGGUUGAUCCAGUCAGUGUGUCGCCCUCCUCCUGCAGGAGCAGUACGUGUUCAUCCAUGACGCUCUGGUGGAGGCCAUCCUGAGCCGUGACACCUUAGUGACCUCUGACCUUCUUCACACUUAUGUGUCAGACCUCCUGACCCCCGGGGCGUCGGGUAGGACCCGCAUGGACAGACAGUUUAAGGUAUAUUAUUUAAUUCCCCUUUUCUUCCUCUAAGUCUGAUCCUGAUCAUCCUGGUCUUAGUUUACAAAUGAGUCAUCGGUGAAGUGGCCAAACUCAAACAACAACAUAAAAACCCUCUCACUGUUUACUGAUGUUUGGGACUGUAGGAUUUCUAAAACUCUGAGUCAAUAAAGUGCAGAGCAGAGGACAGAGACAGUGUUGUUUUCGUCAGGCAGGACGAAAACUUAAAUGACGACGUCAGACCCCUUUUUUCCUUGACGAACAUGAGACUAAGACGAACGUCACCAAAGCUCUGUAAAGACUAAAAUGUGACGAAAAUUAUAUUCAUUUUCGUCAGACGAGAACGAGACGAGACUAAAUUGUUAUUAGGUGGACGAACAAAGUUUCAAAAAAUGCUUUUUUUUGUCCUAACAGUCACGCCCCCAUCACACACGCACCAAAAGCCUCGCUCGCGCACAGCUGCGCGCACACACUCAUACACAUACACAGAGCGGCAGGUGGACGAGGCGCGCACACACACACACACCGUGGCGGCAGGCACAGCAGCGGUGCCCGGUGGCCGAAAAAAGAGGGAUGAUUUUUGGUCCUACUUCAGAUACAGUUCAAGUGACAAUAAAAUAAAAGUGACAAUAAAACACGGGACGGGGAGACGAGACAGACGACAGUUGUGGAGCCACAGCUUCCUCAUGCUUCAAACUGUCGGGAAAGAACACCACGAACCUCAAAAGGCACCUUUUCGAGAGACUAAAACUAGACUAAAACCUUUUGAGUUUUCGUCGGACUAAAACUAGACGAAAACUAUCAAGGAUAGAAAUGACUAAAAUGGGACUAAAACGAAGACGCAUUUCGUCAAAAUGACGAAGACUAAAACUAAAUCUAAAAUGCCUGCCAAAAACAACACUGGACAGAGACGAGCGGAGAAAUGGACUUCAAGCCUCUGAGAGAGCGUGUCUUUGAGGCAGGCUCGUUCUUGAGUUCAGGUCGUGUCUCGAAAUGAGGUGUUCAGAGAAUCCAGAAAACGCAUUCCUGGAUCACACCAUCAUGUUAGGAAACGUCAAACAUUACAGCAUUAAAAGUACAAAUCAAAAUACAGAUCAGUAGGAUAGGUCUCCUAUGAGUUGAUCGACUUUAUCCUCCAGUUUAUAGUUAAAUCAAAUAAAUCUAACCAACCCUUCUCGCUGUGUUUCAGUUGAUCAGUCAGCGUCAGGCGAAGCACGCGGACUACAGCACGGCUCUGAGAGACGGGAACGCAGAGAGGAACAGAGCCAGAGCGCUGAUGCCCGGUGAGCUGAGCUGCUGUCAUACACAUUUAUUUAUCUUCUGCAUCCUCAUUGGUUUAUUUCUUGAAUAUAUUUAAUGAAAUGAUAACAAUAUAAUUUAAUUGUUUGACAGUUUUGAAUUUCUCUGACUUGUUUUUUCUUCUCUCCAGUUGAGAGGUCUCGAGUGUGUCUGACCGCUUCAGAGUCAAACGCCACAGGCUUCAUCAACGCCUCCUAUGUCAUGGUAGGAUGUGCGGACUGUGUUUGUCUGUCUCUGUUGUAUUAAAGGGAUAUUCGAGCGUAAAAUUAAUAUAGGCUCAAACACACUGUAACACCGAGUUAGACAUCCCCUUGAGAGAUGAAUGUUGACGACCGCUUGCUUCUCUAGUUAUACCAACUUUAGUAACGACCGCAGGAUAGCGAUACAGAGAGCCACGCGCUCAACCAAAACGCUACUCUAUAGCCACAAAUAAUGCUCAGAACAGCACCUAACUUCCUCUAACUGUGUUUGACCCUAACUUAAUUUUACGCCGGAAUAUCCCUUUAAAGACAUUCGAUAAACGGACAAACCUGCUGCUUUCUCUCUCAGGGCCAUCACCACUGUAAGGAGUUCAUCGUGAGCCAGACUCCUCUGAGCAGCACUGUAGCAGAUUUCUGGAGGAUGAUCUGGGAACACAACACACACACCGCGGUCUGCCUGCCAGACACACACUAUCAGGUAAAACACACUAACGGUCGUUAUUUGUAUUAUGAUGAAAAUUACCGGACACACCCUCAUGUUUCUUUUUUGAUUUUUAGGGUUCAGAGGCGGACUGUUGUGUUUUCUGGCCCAGAAAAGACCAGCCAAUGAGCUUUGAGGGUUUUACCGUGGCGUACUCAGGGGAGGAGCAUAUGUGUCUGUCCAAUGACGAGAGAGUUUUAGUGCAGGACUUCAGAGUCGAGUCCACACAGGUGACACACACACACACACACGGUUUUACACUUCUCUACAUUCGUCUCUGUACUUGAUUAAUAUUUCUUCUCUGCCUCCGCUCAGAACGAGUACGUGCUGGAGGUGCGUCAGUACAGCACCCCCUGCUGGCCCAACCCUGACAGUCCGAUCAGAAACAGUUUCGAUCUGGUCAACCUGGUCAAAGAGCACAGCAGACACUCAGACAGACCCACAAUCGUCCACGAUCCGUAAGUUCAGUCCAGGAGGGAGUGUUUCUCUCAUGAACUUCUGCUCCUUCAUAGUGACGGUUCAUCUGUGUGUGUGCAGGUUGGGAGGAGCUACGUCAGGGCUGUUCUGCGCCCUCACCACCCUGUCCAGUCAGCUGGAGGAGGAGGGAGCGGUGGACGUGUACCAAGUGGCACGGAUGACCAACCUGAUGAGGCCUGGGGUUUUUAACGAUGUAGUACGUCAUCGAAAAUGCACCUGAUACUCCAAGAUAUCGCUUAUGUUUGUUUCUGAAAUCAAACAGGGUUCUUUUUGACCCCCACAGGAGCAGUACCAGUACCUGUACCGAGCCGUGCUGAGUCUGGUGAGCAGCCAGGAGGACCAGAGAGCCCUGCAGAAUCCAGAAACCAACGGAUCUGUACCGCUGGGACAGACGAACAUCGCCGAGAGCCUGGAGUCACUCAUGUAGACACACAAACACACACACCGGAGAGGCUUCAUGCCAGCACACACACACAAACACAACCUCACCCACACACACUGAUAGGGAACUUCUGCUGAUGACAUGUUCCCAGGCUGUAAAAAGUUAUUUUUUAAAUUUUGCAUUAGGGCUGCAGGACCAAAGUCCACUCCGCAAAAAUGAUCAUUUCAGUUUUUUAAAGACAGAGGAGCUCCACAGGUCUGAAUAUCCACACUGAUCAUCAGACAAACAGUUCAAAGACACUUUUUAUCAUUCAUUACAUCACCAUCACCAUUACACAGUCCUGGCUUUUUAAAUUCCAACUGUUGAAUUUUAGAUAAACAGAAAGAAUCAGCAUCUACAGCUGCUUUCAAACAUGCACAAAGUUCCUGAAAAUGGUCAGAAAUUACCCCUUAGGUGAGCUGAAUAUGUACUACCAGCCUGCUUGUAUAAUAUCAGGGUAAAGUCCAGGUGUUUAUUUGAAAUUUUAGAAGAGGUCAGAGUGUGAAAACCCUCCAUCAAAAAAGACUUAAUUCAUCUGAGACACACGAUUUCGAACCCUGAAGAGCGGCACAUAAACCGGAUUAAAACUCUGACACAGGCCUGUAUACUCACUUCUCCUCUCUGUCAGGUUUGAGCCCCUGACAUUUUUAGAAAUUUUCCACAGUGCAUGUCUGAAAACAGCUUUAGCCCGUCCGGGGUCAGGGGGGGGAUGGGUGGGGUCAACUCCAGCUGUCAGUUAGCUGUCAGAAGAGGUGGGACACACCCUGGACAGGUCGGCAGUCUUUCACAACAACUUCACCCAGACACAGAACCUAAUGGUCUGUAAGGAGAUGGUCAUUCCUGUGGACAACUUUACAGCAGUGUGUGUGAGUCUAAAGUGUGUGUGUGUGUGUGUGUGUGUGUGUGUGUGUGUGUGCUGAACAUGGGGCCUGAAGCAGAAGAGCCACAACACUGUCUGACAGACCGCAAAAAAAGAAGAAAACUCAAGAGGGCUUUCAUCUGAACUAGAAUAACUAUAACACAGACUGAGAUGAUGAAUCUGUCCUCUACUCUUAAAGUUAAAGCUCCUGUAAGGAGUUUUUAGAUGUUUAUAAAACAGACUUAAACUCUUAGUGACGCUUUCUUAUGACAUCUCAAAGCAAACAAAACCAUCAGGGACAAGACUGACGAUUUUUUACUGAUGAUUUUUAAUGUCUAAAACUGGAGCGAGAGGGUAGGUGUCAGUGAAGCAGCUGAUCUUUUCAAUAAAUGAUUUGUUUGUAAAAAUCAGCAGGAUUAGAUUAUCAAAAGUCGCUACUUAAAGCUCCUCUAAGGAACUUCUGUUUUGUGUCAAUUAUGGCGCCAAAUCAGUCUUUGCUUAUUGUAUCCUCUAUCCUGUCAUCCUGCUGAUUUUGACAGCCCACUAAGUCAUUUAUUGUGAUUAUUAAAUAAGGAAAAUGUUAAAACAGCUGACACCUACCCCCUCGCCUCUGUGUCCGACAUUUAAAAUUAAAAUACAAACAUCGUUAAUCUUGUUUCUGAUGGUCUAAUUUGCUUCUGUUCAUCGUAAAACAGCAUCAGUGUGACUUUCAGUCUGUUUUAUAAAAGUCAAAAAUCUCCUCACAGGAGCUUUAAACUUGUCCUUUCAUUUAUUGCCUUUAUCUUUUAUUUGAUCAUGUUAUUUUUGUACUUUUUAGACCUCAUUUUUGAUUUAUUCAAACAAAAUAUUUGAAAAAAGUGCAAUUUGCAAACAGGCAAAAAUGAAGCAGAUGGUUUGUACCUGAGUACAAAUCAAUCGCGAUGGCCUUAUUGUGGAUAAAAAGGACAUGAUGUAGAAAACGACUCACUUUGAAUCCUUUAUUUUCCAUACAAAUAAAAGCAGAAUUUCACACUCAGACUAGCAUAUGGAGUUACAGUAUGUUUGAAAUAACCAAAAUCUCUGACACUAAAACGCUCUGAACUGCUUUGAAACAUCUCGUCACGAUUUGUCGCCAUCGGCUCCGUGGUCUCUGGUUUCCCCUGUGCCUUUUGUAACUCAUGUUCUUGUACUUAAACUUGUUUUGAUACUACUGUACAACUGUGUAACUAAUAUGCCAAAAUGCUGAUCUAUGACUGGUUUUUAUAUUUUCUUAAAGUCUUUGUUGCGCUUGUUAUCUUUGUAUGUAAAAGUCAAAGAGAAGAAGGGAAAAAGUCGCUGUAAAGCUGUAAAAAGUUAAAAAAAUUUAAACCAGAUUUCACUUUUCUGCCUACUUUGACGACUAAAUCAGUAAGUUUAAUCGUCUCUAACCCUUCAGAAGGUCUAAAUGUUGUUCCAGACUGAGUUUUUUCAUCCGCUGAGAUUUUGACUCCUCAUGCUGAUUUUGUGUCCCCGCUCGUCCUUUGCGUUCUGUCACUCUGAGGGUCCAAAUGUUGCUGUCGUGUCAAACACAAACGAUCAACCUCUGAAUCACCGUCGAACGAUCUCGCCGCCUCUUCCUGCGCCGGUUUUGCGUCCACUCUGUAGCAUUUUCUCGCUCCUCUGAGGGGAUGCAAAAUGGCGCGGAUCACGGAGGCUGCUUCUCCGUACCCAGACUGUGAUUCCUCCAGAUCUCACUGUAACAUGUAUGAACUCUAAUUGUGUAAAUAUCCCUGAAUACACUAUAAGGCCAAAUUACUGUAUGUUUAUACUGUACUUCUAUAUAUUUUCUAUUUUACUAUGAAGUGAUUUUCUAGACAUUUACACACAUAUAACUGUGCGGAUUCUAUUUGAUAAUUCUAGCCUGAAAAUAUAGAUCCUGUUUAUAGUUUAAAUGGAAUGUCAUCUCUUUAUGAUUACAGUAGCAGCUUAAUGUCUCUACCUUCUUCUCCGGCCACUCGCUGGUGGAGUUUGUAAAUAGAUCACAGCUCUGUACAUGAUUCAAACUUUGUUCUUUUUCUGGGAGGAAUAAAAAAAUAAAAAGUUGGACCUUUA